This is a messenger RNA of Pelobates cultripes (western spadefoot toad), 74939 nucleotides long. NCBI's taxonomy places the organism in Eukaryota, Metazoa, Chordata, Amphibia, Anura, Pelobatidae. The record is from the annotation of a GenBank genome assembly.
CCAGAAUGCAGCCGCUGUGCAGAGAGUACUGGGAGUUGUAGUUCGGUCCCCUGUGGAGGAAUGUCCAUGUGACCGGGGCCGAGCUGUGUGUGAUGUAAACAGAGGGCUCGGCUGGCAGUGCACGCGGCGCUGUACAGUAAGUAUUCGGCCCCCGCUGUGCGCGCCCCCGUGCAGGAAGCAGUCCCGUGUCCCGGAGUCACUCCGCCCGCCCGCCGGACCGAGCACACCGCGAGCCCGCCACGCUCACCCCCCACCGCCGCUGCUGUAGACGGAGCUGUCCGGGCGGGGCGCGGCCCUGGGAGCUGGGGGCGGGGUUACAGUCCGCCCCGGGAGGCUGAGCGCUGCCUGCUGGCCGCCCUGGGGGAGCACUGACAGCGAGCGCACAGCAUGGAGCACACCGCACCACCGGCACAGCGCCGAGCGGCCAAUGGCAGCCUGGGGGAAACCCGCAGCAAUGACCGCCAAUCACCGGCACUGGCAGACAGCACCGAGCAGGUUAGUGGGCACUGCCGGCAGGUGUCCUGACUGACACUCUGUGAACGGGGGAUAGGUAGGGGCAGUAAUUGGCACUCUGUGAACGGGGGAUAGGUAGGGGCACUAACUGGCACACUGUGAACGAGGUAGGUAGGGGCACUAACUGGCACUCUGUGAACGGGGGUAGGUAGGGGUACUAACUGGCACACUGUGAACGGGGGAUAGGUAGGGGCACUAACUGGCACUCUGUGAACGGGGGUAGGUAGGGGCACUAACUGGCACACUGUGGACGAGGUAGGUAGGGGCACUAACUGGCACACUGUGAACGUACUAACUGGACUGUGAACGGGGUAGGUAGGGGCACUAACUGGCACUCUGUGAACAAGGUAGGUAGGGGCACUAACUGGCACACUGUGAACGGGGGAUAGGUAGGGGCAGUAACUGGCACUCUGUGAACGGGGGAUAGGUAGGGGCACUAACUGGUAGGUAGGGGCACUAACUGGCACUCUGUGAACGGGGGUAGGUAGGGGUACUAACUGGCACAUGUGAACGGGGGAGGUAGGUAGGGGCACUAACUGGCACUCUGUGAACGGGAGGUAGGUAGGGGCACUAACUGGCACACUGUGAACGGGGGAUAUAGGUAGGUAGGGGUACUAACUGGCACACUGUGAACGGGGUAGGUAGGGGCACUAACUGGCACUCUGUGAACAAGGUAGGUAGGGGCACUAACUGGCACACUGUGAACGGGGGAUAGGUAGGGGCAGUAACUGGCACUCUGUGAACGGGGGAUAGGUAGGGGCACUAACUGGCACUCUCUGAACGAGCUAGGGGCACUAACUGGCACUCUGUGAACGGGGGAUAUAGGUAGGUAGGGGUACUAACUGGCAGUAUGUGAACGGGGGAUAUAGGUAGGUAGGGGCACUAACUGGCACUCUGUGAACGGGGGAUAUAGGUAGGUAGGGGUACUAACUGGCACACUGUGAACGAGGUAGGUAGGGGCACUAACUGGCACACUGUGAACGAGGUAGGUAGGGGCACUAACUGGCAGUAUGUGAGUGUGUGUGCGCCAUUGGUGAAGCCUGUGUAUACUAUAAGCAAUGGGUGAAAAUAACCAAUACACAGUGUGUCAGUGAUAGACACUGCAAGACAGGGAUUGGGAAUUAAACAUCUGGAUACAAUGAAUGGCACAGCAUUAAUAUAUCUGGAUACAAUGAAUGGCACAUAAUAUAUCAGGAUAAAAUGAAUGGCACAGUAUUAAUAUAUCUGGAUACAAUGCAGGGGGCAGUUACUGUGCCAUAGUUGGACAGGCUGGGUAUCCUGGUCAUAGAGUAUGAAGAUACACACAGUUUGGGAUGUUGUGGGUUGUUAUGCUACUGUUACAUUGUUGCUACUUGUUGACUGUUAACAUGUGUGAGCCAUUGGUAUGUUGUUAGAUUUUAAUUGGGGUAUUCAGAACCAGAUCAGGGUGAUGAAGUGGCAUUGAAAGAAUUCUUAGGGGUUUGUUCACUUAGAAACUCAAGAUCACUGCAAGGGAAAUGGAAACCAUAGCCAUACAUUUUAUGCCAAAAUAGUUUAGAGAAAAUCUCCUACUCCACUAUACUGUAUUCAGUCACAGCUUGGCCAUUUAGCCUGAAUUUUUCAUUUUCAUUCAGUUUAGGGAAUAAACAAUUUGGUGAUUUGUGAUAAGCUAAUUGUAAAUGAAAGUUUCUUUAUUGAGAAAAAGUACUAUUACAUUAUGAGGUUGCUAACUAAGCAGCAGUUUGUGAAAUAUAAGCUAAAAUAGCCAGAUUAGAUAAAAUCUCACAUUUAGACACUUAGACACUGUAGCAAAUUAAAAUCGGAAUGGUAAAAUAGAGGCCAGGUUGCCAAGCUGUGACUAUAGUAGUGUGAGCUAAUUUUUCCAGAUAAGCUACUGUUGCCUGAAUUUGCCAUCCAGAAUUUAAUGUAUUACAAACCAGACUUUAGUGGAUACCCUGGUUUUAGUUUUGCUUUCCCUCUCUAAACUUGCUGUUUAGUGAAUAGACCCUUAUGUAUUUGUUUUAACAGAGUCCAAAAAUAUAGAUAUUUCAGUUUGAUGAAACAUUAAUUAAUGGCUUAUAUUGGUUAACUAUAAUUACUUUAUUUUUAUUAUUUGUAAAUUAGACUUGGCUAUCCACAAUGCAACAACAGCCUGUAGAUGCUUCUUACAGUGGGUAAUAUUCAGCAACAGUAAUCAUAACGCUUAAAGCCACAUUCUAGAAUCUCUAUAGCAUCCAUCCAGAUUUUCUCAAGUUAGAAAUGUAAUUUUGACAUUUAUGGGACACAUACCAGUUUCUACUUUGGGUAUAUGCUGAGUGGUUUUAACUAAAGUGGCUGUUUUACCUGAUUGAUAGUUUUGUUUUAUUUCUUGAUCAGAGGGGAUUUGGGAACUAAUCUUUUCGACCGUAGACCUACUUCAACUGUUUUAACUUCUAUUUUCGGGUUUAAUCAUUUUUGUAUAUAUAUUUGGCUACUUAGUAAAUAUGGAAGUCUGGCAAUGGGCUUUAAUUUAGCCUUCGUGGCAGUUAGCACCAUAAAUCUAGAUACUGGAUUAUGUCUAUCCACAUAUCAUUGGUAGUGUCUGCAAUACACUCUGCCUAAUGGUUUACACCCACUUGCAGUUUCUGUCAAGAGGAAAGAGUGCUGCCUAGCUUAAUCAGUACAACUACAUCUCCCAUUUUUUAAAAAUCAAAUCUGGAUACUGUCUGACAACAUACCAAUGUUCACCUGAUGCAUAUCUACUGUAGAGCAACCACAAUUUCAGAAUAAAUUAUUAAGAUUUGAUCAGCAGAGACCUUUUUUUUUGGCAGAUUGAGUGAAUUGAUCUGUUAUAAUGGUAUUAUCGUGUUAUUAUGGAAUCUUAGAAACUUUGGUGAGGAAAGUUGGGACAUAUUUUGGGAAGUUUGACAGACAAUGAAAUCUGUGUGGGUACAAAACAGUGUAAAUCAGCGUCCUGCCUUCUGUGAAUUUACUUUCCAGUUUUCCGUCUGUAGAUACAUCAACAAACCUAAUUUUUCUACUUUGAACAUUGUUUGUCUACAAAAUCUUAACUAGACAAACCAGUUGAAUGUGUGCGUCGGUUUAUACAAAAUAAUGCACAGGUGUAAUUUUAGUCUGUUUCCUUUGAUACUUUAGAAUUUGGUGAGGUUGUGGUAGGAAUUAGCCCGUUUACAACUAACUUUUGACCUACAGGAAUACCUCGCUUAACUUCCAACUGCUAUGAGUGCUAAGCAAAACAGCUCUAAAUGGGGCAGUUUAACCUCUUAAGGACCAAACUUCUGGAAUAAAAGGGAAUCAUGACAUGUCACACAUGUCAUGUGUCCUUAAGGGGUUAACAUGGGGAAGAUAGGCAUAGGGAAUCAACUUUGAAAAAAAGACACAACACCAAUAGAAUUUUAAAACUUUUUUUACUUGCUGUGAACUGCACACAACAGCAUAAAUAAAAAGCUAAAUGAACUAAGGGUUUUGCACCCAAUAAAUUAAAUAAACAGUACCAAAUUAAAGUAACAGUCCUCUUUUUUUGGCCACAAAUUAGUCAAGGGUCAUUUGUCUAUGCUUCUUGCUGCUAUUGACCUGAUGCAAUGCCCCAUUUAGGAGCUCAGAGGAAAGUUGGAGGCUCAGUGUCCGAGUCGCUGGUGUUCUGAGGUUUCUGUGUGCCCUGAUCAGCCAGUUCUUCAAGAUCCUCAUUGUUGAGGCUCUCACCUGAAGCCUGGACUAACUGCUCAAUGUCCUGAGCAUCUAUGUCUCCUAGUCCAGCUGUGGUCACAAGGUCAACUAUCUCCGCUAUGAUGGGCUCUGGUAGUUGCACAUCCUCAGACAGCUCUGGCCAGAUCUUUUUCCACACAGCCUUGAGGCACUGCUGUGUCACCUCCUUCCAGGAAAGAUCAAUGUUGGAGACAGCCUUCAUGAUGUGGUACUGCUUCCAGAAGUCCAACAUUGACUGCUUGUCCUCGCGGUCCGUUCAAUCAGCUGAUGGAAUGUCCGGCGGAGAUAGUAGGCCUUGAAGGUGGCAAUCACAUCCUGGUCCAUAGGCUGGAUAAGCGACGUUGUGUUGGCAGUAGGAACAGGACCUCCACAGGAAUGCAGGUGGGCAGCUCAGCCAAGUUAGUCGGGUGGCUCGGCGCAUUGUCCAUGAUGAGCAGCGCUUUCUCCUCCAGUCUCUUGCGCUGACAAUAACGCUGCAUGGAAGGGCAGAAAGGGUCAGUGAACCACUCUGUAAAAAUAUCCCUGGUGAUCCAUGCCUUCCUGUUUGCCUUCCAAAUUACUGGCAAGCUGGACUUGCUAAUGCCCCUCAUUGCCCUCGGUGUCUGGGAGUGGUACACCAGCAAUGGCUUUAUACGGAAGUCACCGCUGGCAUUCCCACCCAAAAGAAGGGUCAGCCUGUCUUUCGCCGCAUUAAAGCCUGGUGCUCUUUUCUGCUCCCUGGAGAUGAACGUGCGGCUUGGCAUCCGCUUCCAGAAGAGCCUGAUCUCAUCCACAUUGAAGACAACCUGUGGUGCAUAGCUCCGUCUAUCCACCACGUCCUUUAAAGAGGCUGGAAAGGCUGCAGCAGCUCCAGUAUCCGCACUUGCCGCUUCACCGGUGAUCUUAAGGUUGUAGAAGUUGUACCUUUUCUUAAAGCGGUCAAACCAACCUCUACUUGCUGCAAAACUCUCCAUCACAUCUGGAUCUUGACUCUGUAUGUAAGCGUAAAUGCUCUUCGCCUUCUCCAUCAAGAUGGCCUGGCUGAGAAGCAUGUUACGCAUCAGCUCAUCAUCUAUCCAUAUGGAAAGCCUCUUCUCCAUCUCAAGAGCGUAGGAUCUGGAGCGGGUGAUCUUCUUGGCUGAAGAAGCAGUGCUGGUCGUUGCUGAAGUGCGGAUCUUAUCCUUGUUUUUGAGGAUAGUGCGGAUAGUGGAGGUAGGCAAAUGAAUAUCUGCCCCGAUAUCCACCUGGUGCUCCCCUUUAUCCAGGCGGUCUAGUACUUGGAUCUUGACAUCCAGAGGAAUAUUGUAUAAUUAAUAAUCACAUUUUUAAAUACAAGGGAACAAAGAAAGUUACAGGAAACAAAGGGAACAAAGAAACAAGGGGGAAAAAUUGUAUUAGACAGCUAAUAAUAAUCACAUUAUUAAAAACAAGGAAACAAAGAAAGUAUUCUGCACCUUGCCAAUGGAUUUUCCAGGUUGGAUUUUGCUGUCUCUCUCUCUGGCUCUCACUAGUUCCUUCUCCCAUGCUGCCCCUAUUAACGCUGUAACGACGCAGUCACGCUCUUUUAGCGUUAAGCGGGUCGCGCACGGAAAAAAACAGCGCUAUAGCGGGGUUUAGUGCUUUGCGAGUACUAGUACGGUAACAGCGCUAUAGCGAAUCAGCGCUAUGCGGGAUAGCGUUAAACAGGGUAUCCCUGUAUUUCCCUUUCAUCAGAUAUCACAAUACCAUGCUAAGCUUCCUCACCAACCAAUUACAUAUUUAUUUUUGUAUUUUAUUAACUUGCAACAUUUAAAUCAUCUUUCACUUAAAGGAUUGUAAAGCAAAACAAAAAUAUUUAAAAGGCAAAAGAAUGCUUUUAUUCCGCAUUCAACCAUUUCUAAGUGUUUUAAUGCUAAGUAAAGGUCUCCAACAGCCCAACCCCUCUGUGCUGCUUGAGCUAAAUAAGCAUUACCAUGAGUUGGCAUGCCUCCAGUGAGGGGCCAGGGACCCAUAUUUAGUGUUACACCACUGAGAAAAUGGUUAAACACCGAAUGUAGGUACAGCCAGGGCUGCCAUCAGAACGUUUGGAGCCCCUGACACAGCCGAGUCCGUCCACAAGAAUGCGGUGUUUGCAUAGUGGAUGUAGAAUGUGUGUUGUACAUGCAGAGUGUGAGUGUAACGUGGAUGUGGUGUGUGUAGAAAGUGAAUGCAGAUUGCACAUAUGUGUAAUGAAUGUAGUGUUUUUGUGUAUAGUGAAUGCAGAGUGUUUGUUUGUAUAGGCUUGUAAUGUGUGCAAAUGUUGUGUAACAUAGGGUCUACAUUUUGUGGGGGGGGAAAGGGCAUUUUUUGUUAGUUACAUUUAUUUUAGUACAAUUUAUUAUAUUCCACCCUUUUUGCUUUCUACCUGUGGCAUGGUGGUGGGAGCCAGCAGCAGUACACUGCAAAGCGGGCCCAGCCAGCGCCAUCUUCAUUUGACAGUAGCUCUUCUCUGUCUAACUCUCGCGAACCUAGGCUGCGUGCCAUGCAAAGUGGCAACGCUCUGACGGCCGCAGGGCUCACAAGAGCUAGACAGAGGAUCAGCUGUAAAGUUAAGACGGAGUGUGCUGGGCCCCCUCUGCAGUGUACAGGCAGCCGUGGAGGGCUUUUUAAUUGUUUUGCAUUAUUUGUUAUAACACAUUCAAAAAUGAGUCGGACACAAAUCUGUCAUACUUUCCUAAUAUCGUUAGUCAACAAAUUGAAUUUCAGGGGUAUCUUGUUCACAAUAAGGCAGUUGAAGUUGGUAUAUAUGUAUGCAGUGCCUAGGCUGCCAUUGCAACAUGCAUGAAGCAACAUAUUUAAGGAGAACUGUCACUUCCUUGGGAAUUACAUAAUUGAGUAAAACAUUUCAAAUUACAUGUAAAUUGUGUUAGUCUUCUGGAUUCAGCCACAGUCUUGGUGACAUAAUUUCUGACAGCACUGGGAAUCCCACUGACAGGGGGAGACAUGCAGGGUCUGAGGAGAUCCCAAUCUUCCUGUAAAACCCCAGCGGCGUGAUCACCGGCUUCAGAGGGUGCUAAGCGCUGAGCCAUGCAUGCUGCCCAGCACUGCUCACUGCGAGUGACUAUGGCUGCUGGCGCAAUCUAAUUCAUUUUGUGACAAUCUGAUUUAGUAGAAUCUCUUGCAUGCUACUAGAGAGUGCACUGCACUGUCUGGAGUUCUCUCUGCUCACAUGAGCAGAGUAAAUCCUUCUAACACUCUAGGGUUACCGAUAGCAUUUGAGUUAAGGGUUAGGAUUAGCACCAACAAGAGUACCCCUCUGCUGAUAUCAGAGGGAAUCCCUCUAAUACAAAUGCUGUUAGGUUUAUGAUUAGGAUCACAAUUUAACUCCAGUUUUUAUCAGAUUGCCUGUUAAAUAGCUAGGUAAACGUGUCAAAACACUCAUGUAAAUACCCUGAUAAGCCUUUUACUACAUUAUAUAUACUUUGGUGGAAAUUUUAUUUUCUGUAAUGGCUAAUUAGAAAAACAUUUUAAAUUCUAAAACCGCUCAACAUUAAAAUUGUAAUUUACUCCUUGUAUUAAGUGAUCUGUAACUAGCAAAAAUAAUCUAAAAUCCUAGACAUAUAAUUUAGUUUAUUUUGAUUUAUGUUUCUUAAACUGCAAUAAUUAUGUACACAUUGUCAAAACUGUGAAAAAAGUGUUUUGUUUUGCAAUUUAUUAUAAAUGAGAAUGUAUGUAUAAUUUUGAAUUAAAGCCUCAAUGUCCUUUAAAAAAAAUUAUGUAAUAUGUGUUAGUGCAAAAAAUGAGUAAAAAGGGAAAUUUCUGUUGCACAAAUACAUAGCAAAAACAAAGAAAGAGCUUGUGUCCUUAAAGGAAUACUAUAGUAUUAGGAGCACAAACAUGUAUUCUGGACACUAUAGUGUUAACACAACCAUCUAGCCCCCCUGGGCCCCUCAUGCCUCCAUAAAUAUAGCAAAAAUCUUACUGUAUUCAAGCCAGAAGCUGUAAAUCUGCAUGCUGUUAGACUCAGGAAAAACAAGCAGUCUGCUGACUUGUGAUAGCCUGAUCCAAUCACUGUGCUUCCCCAUAGGAUUGGCUGAGACUGACAAGGAGGCAGAUCAGGGGCAGAGCCAGCAUGAUUCAAACACAGCCCUGGGCAAUCAGAAUCUCCUCAUAGAGAUGAAUUGAAUCAAUGAAUAUCUAUGAGGAAAGUUCAGUGUCUGCAUGGAGUGGGAGGAGAUACUGAAUCACAGGAUGCUCGUGCACAGCAGAUCUGAGUGGAUAUUAUGCCUCCAACAACUCAGAAGUCCCUCUGGUUCACUCUGAGUGACUGAAACUGGAGGUGUUCCUAGCUUUCAAUGUAAACACUGUAUUUUCUUAGACAAUACAGUGUUUACAUGAGAGAGGCUGCAGAGAGCUAUAGUUCUCACCUGAACAACCUCAUUAAGCUGACGUUGUUCAGGUGACUAUACUGUCCCUUUAAGUCUGCAGUGUAAACAUUGUAUUUUUUUGAGGGAGGGGGAAGAGCAAUGUUUUUUACAUUGCAGGGUUAAACGGAUAGGGACACUGCAUCCAGCCCAAUGCAUUGAGAUGAAGUCUGGGUGACUAUAGUGUCCCCUCCAAAACUGGGAAAUCCGUCCCUGGAUUGAGAUCCUAUAGUACAAAGAUACAAACAAGCAAUAGAUGUGUACACAAACCAUAGUGCAAAAAGUGCUCAAUUAGCAAUAAGCAGAAAAAUACCUCCCUGGCCGGGUGGAAUUCCCCAAAGACUUCCUCUUGUCUUCAACAGUAUAUACACAAAAAAGGGAACAAUCUGCUAAACCAAAUAACAAGAACCGUACAUAGCGUAAUACUGUAUAUAUAAGUAAACCAAAUGUAAGAUUCACAAGUGGCCACUCACACUCUUGUUGGAAUUAGAAAGCCUUUAAAGUAGUUUUCUUUUUCAGCAUAUAUACCCUUUUAAAUUCAAUUCUUCCUUCUCUAUUGGUAUCUCUUGGAAUAGUUGAAAGGUGUGUGCUCAAGAGAGAAAUAACAAAAUUGUAGUGCACAUUCAAAAAUAGAAUAAAAAAGUAUUUAAUAACAUACAUCAAGGUAUAAAACAAUUCUCACUGUCACCACUAGGGGUCCUACGCGUUUCGUCCGUAUAUAGGACUUCCUCAGGGACUUCAGUGACCAAGAAACAAAUCAAUAAUAAAAAAAAACCUCCCCUCCUCCACCCUUUAUACCUACACCCAAUGUCCACAUAAUCUUCUAUUUCAUUCAGGUGUUCCGAUUUUUGGUCCGGCAUUUCUGAUGUCAUUCUGUGCGACUUUCAUAUGUUUAUGCGUUCCACUGCCGAAAGCGGAAGUUCGCCAUAAUCAAUCUGUUCUUACUCUAUGUUCCACUCGGGAACAAGAGCAAUCAGUAUAUGUGAACCGGAGGUAGAGAAGAGAGGGGGAAUGUUGUUAAAUUGUCUUGAAUGGCACUACUCCAUACUAUUAGACACAUAUAUAGAAUGGCACUACUUAAUACUAUAUAAUCAAUUUAAACAUACACUUAAAAAUGUAGAUGUGUAAAACAUGUAAAUAUAUAUUAAUAAAAAUGAAAAAGAAUAAAAAUGAAAAUAAAUAAAAUGAGAAAAUAUAAAAAAAUAUGAAAAAAUAUAUAUAUAUAAAAAUAUUUGAGUGUGUGUAUAUAUAUAAAAAAAAAAUACUAUAAUCAAUAGAAUAGACAUUUCUUAACUAGAGCACACACAGUUUUAAGGUGACAAAACGUGACAUCCCAACUUAUGUUGUAUUUUCUCUUUCUUUCUUUAUUUUGUGAGGUAUAACGAUAUCCCUCAUACCUCCAAAUCAGUUUUAAAAGAUAAAUUUAAUUUGAAGUCAAUAUAGAAAUUAGACUUGAAUUUAUUAAAUUUAAAUAUGGGAUACAAAAAUAGAUUUUAAUUUAUUUAAAUAUGAGAUACGAAAUAGAACGAGAUGGAAUUUCAAAUUAAAUUGAAUUAAAAUGUUUAAUUCUAAUCGUACUUUAACCACUCUAAUUCUAAAUUGAAUUCUAUAUAAAAUUCCAUCUCGUUCUAUUUCGUAUCUCAUAUUUAAAUAAAUUCAAAUCUAUUUUUGUAUCCCAUAUUUAAAUUUAAUAAAUUCAAAUCUAAUUUCUAUAUUGACUUCAAAUCAAAUGUAUCUUUUAAAAUUGAUUUGGAGGUAUGAGGGAUAUCGUUAUACCUCACAAAAUAAAGAAAGAGAAAAUACAACAUAAGUUGGGAUGUCACGUUUUUUCACCUUUAAACUGUGUGUGCUCUAGUUAAGAAAUGUCUAUUCUAUUGAUUAUAGUAUAUUUUUAUAUUUUCUCAUAUUUUUUUGAUUUAUUUUCAUUUUUAUUUUUAUCUUUUAUUUUUCAUUAUUUUUAUUUUUAUUUUGUUUUUAUUCUUAUUUUUUAUUCUAUUUCAUUUUUAUUAAUAUAUAUUUACAUGUUUUACACAUCUACAUAUUUAUGUGUAUGUUUAAAUUGAUUAUAUAGUAUUAAGUAGUGCCAUUCUAUAUAUGUGUCUAAUAGUAUGGAGUAGUGCCAUUCAAGACAAUUUAACAACAUUCCCCCUCUCUUCUCUACCUCCGGUUCACAUAUACUGAUUGCUCUUGUUCCCGAGUGGAACAUAGAGUAAUAACAGAUUGAUUACGGCAAACUUCCGGUUUCGGCAAUGGAACGCAUGGUGGAACGCAUAAACAUAUGAAAGUCGCACAGAAUUACGUCAGAAAUGCCAGACCGAAAAUCGGAAAAAACCUGAACGAAAUAGAAGAUUAUGUGGACAUUGUGGGGAGGUAUAAAGGGUGGAGGAGGGGAGGUUUUUUUAUUAUUGAUUUGUUUCUUGGUCACUGCUGGUCACUGAAGUUCCUGAGGAAGUCCUAUAUAUGGACGAAACGCGUAGGACCCUUAGUGGUGACAGUGAGAAUUGUUUUAUACCUUGAUGUAAGUUAUUAAAUACUUUUUUAAUUCUAUUUUUGAAUGUGCACUACAAUUUUGUUAUUUCUCUCUUGAGCACACACCUUUCAACUAUUCCAAGAGAUACCAAUAGAGAUGGAAGAAUUGAAUUUAAAAGGGCAUAUAUGCUGAAAAAGAAAACUACUUUAAAGGCUUUCUAAUUCCAACAAGAGUGUGAGUGGCCACUUGUGAAUCUUACAUUUGGUUUACUUAUAUAUACAGUAUUACGCUAUGUACGGUUCUUGUUAUUUGGUUUAGCAGAUUGUCCCCCUUUUUUGUGUAUAUUGAGAUCCUAUAGUGUCAGACCUUUCAUUUCUCCCAUGUAAGGAUUUUUUGUGUUCGCUAUUUUACCCAUCCUUUUAAUUUCCUGUCUGCCGUGCUUUGAUGCUGUCCCCAAAUUGGAGCUUACAUGGGUUGUAUCCCAAUCCAACACCUAUGUCAUCAGGAUUAACAUCACAUCGGGCACAAUUCUCAAAACACCUGUUUUCUAUUGCUAGUUUUUGUCCUGUAGCGCUGAUGUUGUUUUUGAAUUGGUGGCCUUGUGUUUUCCAUUUUUGGAACAGGUUACCUUCAACUUUAAAUUGCUUUUGAAUUCUUCAUUGUCUUACAGGCUGGCUACAAGUGAACCAUUUUCAUGAACUAGUUUUUCUUUCCAAUCAGCUAGUUCAUUAUAAUGGGAAAACAAAGUUAAAAUAUCAGCAGAGUUUCACAUUUUACAAAUUACUUCUCCUCAGAACAAUGCAUUAGAAAUGAUGUGAUAAUUUUUUUAAAUUGAUUUGGAAUAAUUCCACUGAGAAUUUCUUUUUUUUUUACCUUUUGCUCAUUAAAAGCAUUACACAGAGGAUUUGACUGUUUUUAUCUGCUUGAGUGAAUGUGCAGGUCAAUUUGAGACACCAUGCGUAAGGCAUUAAAAAUAUUCUCUUUUCUGAAGCUAUGGUUGAUAAAAGGUCUUGUUAGCUGCUUAAAAGGACAUAAUCUUUUUUUCACAUGGUAGCAUAAAUGAAAUGAACACUCCACUGCCCAAAUAAAAAAGAAAAUCACAGUGUAGUAGAUAAAUCCCAUAUUAAUGCAUGUGUUUUGUCAUUGGUGGUAUAUCUAAAAACAGCUUGCAAAAAAGUAGUUAUCUUGCCUGCAUCCUUUGCAAGCCCUUCUCUGCUAACCACAAACUGACUUUCUGUGGCUGCCCAAUAACAGACUUUCCAGUAAGAAAAAUCUUUGCAAGGCAGGUGCAAUUGUAGCCUCUUGAGUGAGCUAAUCUACCAGGAGGUACCGUGUUUCCCCGAAAAUACACCCUACCCCGAAAAUAAGACCUAGCUGAAUUUUCGGGGUGGGCUGCAAUAUAAGCCCUACCCCGAAAAUAAGACCUAGGCAUUGUACCUUUCGGCCCGGCGGGACUUCCUUCUUCUAUGAGGAGGAGGAGGAGCGUUGCAGGCCGCGGCAUCGCGCAACGUGAUGACGACGUGCGCAGCGUCGUCAGUCUGCCUUCACGGAUCUUCAGCGGAAGGAUCCAUUUCCGGGCGGUGAGGCACCCAGUGGUCGGACUCGGCGGGCAAGGAAGGCAUCUUUGAAAUGUGAGUAGAUAUUUUAUGUCUGGGACUGAAUUAAUUAAAGGGGGCGAUGAAUUAAUUAAAGGAGGCGGUGAAUUAAUUAAAGGGGGGGCUGGAUUAAUUAGAGGGGGGUGGAUUUAUUAAAGGGGGGUUGGAUUAAUUAAACGGGGGGUGGAUUUAUUAGAGGGGGUGGAUUUAUUAAAGGAGGGGUGGAUUUAUUAGAGUGGGUGGAUUAAUUAGAGGGGGGUGGAUUAAUUAGAGGGGGGUGGAUUAAUUAAAGGAGGGGUGGAUUAAUUAAAGGAGGGGUGGAUUAAUUAAAGGAGGGGUGGAUUAUUAGAGGGGGUGGAUUAAUUAAAGGGGGGGUAAAAUGUACAUACCGGUACCAUAAAUAAAUAAGCCCUACCCUGAAAAUAAGCCCUAGUGUGUUUUUUGGGACUAAAAUUAAUAUAAGACCCGGUCUUAUUUUCGGAGAAACACGGUAACAGGACCUGUUGUCUGAAAAAAAAAGAGCACACACUCUUCACAUGUAAAGGAUUUGAGCAAGCUAAAGUGCUUUAGAGGUCCAAAGUGUUCCUUUAAAACAUAUGACCAUAUUUUUUAGGGGUGCUCUAUGUGCCUUUAAGGGAAAAAGAAAACUUAAUUUAAGCUCCAACCUUUUCUAUAAUAUUGCUCCCUUGACUGUCUAACAAGCUUUAUUGCUGUUCAAAACAGCAAAAUACAUUCUUGGAGUCAAGUUUUAGCACCAACACAGCCUUUUCUCUGCAGCUGUUCCCUCCCAUGAUGUGGUUGUUAGUCUGAAUGCUGUAUCUAGUGAUGUGGUUUUUCAUAGAGAAGCAUUGAGGACCUACAAUAUAGUGCUUGUACAAUAAUCACUGCAAUCCCUUACUUUUCUUAAAGUAGCAUUCGCUGCAUUUGACAUUGUCAUGCUGUAUGUCAUGACACCUGUCGUAAAGACCUUCAGAAGUGAGAAAGUGCUUCUUGUGGCUGCUUGUCUGAGAGGCAUGUUCUUAGCUAACUGCAAUCGUUACUGUUUCUCUGAACACAUUGCAUUCCCCAAGAAAAAGAACAGAGUCUUUGCACUGAAACCACAAUGUUAAGAUGAAGAAGUGGUUUUGGUGCUUAGGGUGUCUCUUUAGAGUUUGUACUAAUAUACAUUAGGGAGAUAUUCUUGUGAGGUAAACCAGUGAAGUGAUGGGGGUGGGGUGAAUUUGUUAGCAGUCUUUUUAAUGUGCUCUCAGCACAAAAUAUCAGGACAGUGAAGCAAAUGAUGCUAAAAAUGUUUUUCAUUGUUCACUUCAGAAGCAAGCAUUGCAAUUCCAGUCACACUGAGUGCUUAAUUCCGAGAGCCAAUAAAUAUACCUUUAUACAAGUAAGCAAUUAUAUUAAUUAUACGUGCACCAACACCUGUAUUUAUAUUUUUAUAUGACCACAUGAAAACUGAUGACACAUUUCCAUUUACACACUUCCAUUACACUAUUUAACUGAAAUAGUUUAAUAGUUCACUGAGUCAGUAAAUAUAUAUGUAUAAUAGUAGCAUUCAAAGGAAAUUUGAUAGUUAUUAAGGGACAUAGCAUUGUGCCUCCCCUUCAAGUGUGUUACGCUUAAAGUAAUCCACCCCAUUAAAGCAGAAAGGAGUAGCCAUAUUAAUUAGUGAAGCUUAUUUAGUGCACUCAACCAUGUUGAACUGCAGAGUGUUUGAAAGGUCUGUAUAGCAAAAAAAAAUUAAUAUCUGUCUGAGCUACAGUAUGUUUUCUUUAAAGGUUGUUGUGUUUUUAUAUUUUAAUAUUUUUUAUAUCUGUUCACCAGUUUAGUUUAUUUUAUUAAAAUUAAAUGUGUCAGUGCUUUUAUUAUUUUUGACUGGAGUAACCCUUUAGACUGGACUUCAUUGUGGCACACAGAUUUCAAAAAAUAAAAAAUGAAUUUAAAACAAUGUCCUCUUCCUGCCCAGAAGAAUGAUGGGAAUUGAACAGCUCAUGUGUUUGAAUUUCUACUUCUUAUUGGCUGCUGACAAUACAUGCACUCAUCAGCUGUUAGUCCAAAGAAAAAGGUAUUAAAAUGAACUGCAAUAUCAUUCUUCUCAACUGUCCCACUUUCAGGCAGGACAGUCAUGAUUUUGGGGUGCUGUACAGCUGUCCCUCUUUAGUUUCCUGGUGUCCCGCAUUUCAGAGCUCUACUGAACUGCUCCUGAGCAUAGCGCAUGUGCAUUAUUAGACUUGUGCUGUGCAGUGGGCAUUAUAACCAUACAUGGAGCGCUUCAGCUGUUGUCAAGUCAGUCCCUUUUUUUAACUGACCUGCCCCGUUUUGGAUGAGACUGCCUGGGCAUCCCGCCUGUUGCGGGACUUGCUAGUGACACACAAGGAACAAGCUUACAUUUUUUUAUUCAGAUUGUACUUGACUCCACAGCAUCCACUCUCUUCAAGCCUAUGCUGGAAGCAGUGUUGAGAGACUGGUACUUUCCUCCACUGUUGAAGGUACUGCCUCAAACUGAAACCACUAAGGGUUAACAUAACAACUAUACUCUCUAGAAUUUUAGGCAAGCCUUACCCAUUAGAGCCAUAGGCACUUUUGCUCUCAAAUCAUAUCGACCCUUUCACAAGAGCCAAAAACAAACUUGCAGCGAGAAUAGCACUGGCUGCCUACAGAGCAAUAAGAGAAGUAUGGGCCACUACAGAUUCUCUCCAUCUCAAUGAUAGUGAAAAAGAUUCAAGAAAGCAUAGUCAUGGACAAAUCAACCUCUCAAAUCCAUGACAUUCCCAAGGCAUUCCAUAAUAUAUAUGGGACCCUUGGUUGGAUGGAGACUCCUUGAUAAUUAUUAUACUAAAAGUAAAAGGUUACGCUCCCCUCCAAACAACCUCUUUACCCUUGUUUACUCACGCUAUAUUUAGGAGGAGGAGAGGGGAUACAUUGUGGACACCUGUACUACUGAUCACUUAUACCCCUUACAUUUCUGCAACUCUCCAUUCUACCUACUUCCCCUCACCCUACUAACUACCAUAGGCGUGCGCAGCCUAUUGCAUUAGGGUGUGCACCCUAAAGCACACGCCACGUAUAUGUUUGUAUGUAUGUGUGUGUGUGUGUGUGUGUGUGUGUGUAUAUAUAUAUAUAUACACACACUGCUGUGUGUGAGGGUGCUGGUAGUGUGCUAUGUGGCUGUUUGUGUGUGUGUGCGCUUGUGAGGGUACUGUUAGUGUGCUGUGUGUGAUGUGUUCUGUUUGUGUGGUGUAUGUGUGGGUGCUGUGUGUGUGUGUGUGUGUGUGUGUGUGGGUGCUGUUUGGGUGAUUUGUGGGGGUGGAGGUGGGGGCAGAUUAGUUAAUAAAGAUCCCCCCUCCCUUCUUACCUUAUGUAGGGAGGGGGGACCGUGCUGCUGCCUUCCCUGGUGGUCCAUUGGAGGUGGGGGCAGAUUGCUUAAUAUCCCCCCCUCCCUUGUUACAUUAUGCCAGGGAAGGGGGGGAUCCCUGGUGGUCCUAGUGGUGAGAGUGAACUCUAGCCUGCAGGGCUAGAGUUCACUCUCGCGAGAUCUGAGUGUUGCCGCGGUAAAUGCGGCAACGCUCAGAUCUCGCGAGAGGAACCCGGCGGAGCUGAUGGGAAGAGCUCCCCGGGUCCUCUCCUGCCUCCCUCCCUGCCUGUGGGGAGGGAGGCUGAGAGCAGAGCCGGCGCUGCAUGAGGCGACAGGGGGGAUCCUGAGAUCUCCCCUGCCGGUCUCGAUACAUAGGCGUGCCCCGGCACACCCCAUGCGCACGCCUAUGCUAACUACCCUUACACCCACAGUUAUUCCAGUACACUACAUUGAGCUUCACGCAUGGAACUAUACUACAACAACAGUAGAACAUUAUCACGAAUAUUAAAAGCUUCAAAUUAGCUACUAUGUACAGCACAAUCACUCCUCAAAGAAUGUACUGUAUUAUAGAGUGGUACAGAAUACCCUCUAGAGCAGCGUUUCCCAAUUGGUGUUCCAGGGAACCUGGGUUACAGUGAGCAGUGAUCUCCCUCGCGUGCACAGCAGUGAUGCUGAAGCCGGAAUAUGAUGUCACUCCGGCAUCACUAAGAGGCGCACCAGGGAGCUGAGCAGGGAGAUUACUGCUACCUUGCCGCCAGCCACUCAGCAGCCCCACUGGACCCCAGGGAAUGCACGCUCAGCAGCCCCACUGGACCCUAGGGACCCCAUGCCAUUACUCCUAAAGGUAGGGGGACUGGGUGGAAUAAAAUUAAAAAAAUAAAUAAAUUGUAUGCAUUUCUGUUAGGGGGUUUUAUGUGUGUUUGUGUGUCUGUCAAAGAGUAUAUGUGGGCUUGUCAGUGAGAGUGUAUGUGUUUGUCAGUGAGAAUGUAUCUGUUCUUGUCAGUGAGAGGGUGAAUGCGUUUGUUUGUAUGUGUGUCUGUCAGAGACUGUGUGUAUCUAAGUGUAUGUGCCAGUGUGUGUGUGUAUCCGAGUGUGUCAGUGUGUAUAUGUCACUGUGUGUGUCUGUGUGUUAGAUACAUACACACACACGCGAGCAUACAAACACAGAUACAUACACUUUGAAACAUAGAUACACACUGUGUGUCAGAUAUAUUCACGCGCGCACACACACACAAAAAAAAUACACACACUGGCACGAGGUGUGUGUAUUUAUGUGCUGCUAUCUGCCAGUGUGUGUAUCUGUGUGUCAGAUUCAUACACACUGGCACAUACACACAAUUUGACACACAGAUAUACACUGUGUGUAUCUGUGUGUCAGAUAUAUUCUCACACACACACACACACACACACACACACACAGAUAUACACACGUUGACCUGGGGGGGAGGGGGGAGGGUUCCAUGGGAAAAAUUAAUUGGGAACCCUGGCCCCCUGCUCUAAAGAGUCUUUUAAACACAGUUCUGCAGACAUACACUUGAGCCCUUCUCUCAAUUUAGAAUUGGGACAAGCAUUACAAAACUAAUUGAGCCUUGGCUAUCCGAACCCUUAACUAUGUUGCCCGCCAUAACUGAUUUCAAUCUGUAUCUUGUGUUAUGUAUAUUUUAUUUAUGGUUCCAAAUACAUCAAAAGUGUAAUUGAUUUCCUACAAUUGAAAUUAAGAAAUACAGAGUUUUGAAAAACCUGCUGGGACAAGCUGUAGACACCAGUAUAACUACAUUAACCUGUUCUGGUGACAAUAGUGUCCCUUUAACCUUUGCAUCCAUGAAAGAAGCAAAAUAUGUGGAAAAUUAAAUCUUAUCUCCAUAGUUUGUACAAAGAAAAAUGUUGUUGCAAAUCAUGUGUAAAUAUUGACCAAAUUACUUUCUGCUCUAAGUUCUAACUGGUUGCUCGGAAACAAAAAAAAAUUUCCAAUCAACUCUGAAACAUUUAAUGUAGAUGUAAUUAUCAUUGGUGCUGAAUCAUUAAUACCAAAAAAAAAUGUUUACAGCUUACCUGAAAUCCAGGACUGGGAAAACCUCCUGUCAGUUGAGGGAGGCGGUAGGGAGCUCACAGAAGGUGGAAGGGAAGGGAGAGCUACCUUCCCGCAAUGGAAAAGAUCUUUACAUCUGUCACCAUUGUGCUGUGCGCAUUGACGGCAGAUGUAAAAUGUGCACAGAAUUCACGUUAGGAAGCCCGGAAUCAUGUUGGGGUGUAGCAAACCAAACAGAAACACUGCACAUAGACUCCUAGCACCAUGACCUCAUCAAAUCACUGAAGUGGGCAUGUUGGUUGGAGUAACCCUUCAACAAUAUUAUUGACAGAAUAGAAGCUUGGAUGUUGCAUUAAAUGUUUGCUGCCUGAGAAGUGUAGAUAUUCUGCGAUAUUACAUAAUGGAUUUAGUUACAGCUCCCCUGCAUUUGAAGCAGAUUGUUAUGCUUUUCUCCAGAUUGAAAUAUGACACUGCUGGGAUAGAGCCCAAUAUUCGCUAAAUUUCUGAUCACUCUUUGCGACAUACCUUUUUGUGUCCAUUGUUAGGUUCUCUAUAUAAGCGUGCAUUGAAAGGUUCCUAAAACAUUUGUAUCUAAAUGUGUCUGUGUGACUCCCUCAAAUAUCCAAAUAUUAGCAAUACUUGCUCUAAAUCAACCCCCCCCCCCCCACCACCUGUAAUUACCACUUAUUCAAAGGUGCAGUUCUUAAAUACAAGUGUAAUAUGCCAGUGCUGUAGAAUAUGCAUAAAGAAUGCAAAACAUUUGUCUAGACGGUGUCUAAAGUGAGGCUUUCUACAUCUAUGAUGCAUGAGUGCAGCUGAUUCAGAAUCAUGCUUUUUAAAAAUCUUUAAAAACUUAACUUGCACAAUGCAAAGUCUCUCCCCCUCCAGCUCAGAGAGGUUCCUCAAAUUUCCAUGGAACUAAAUAAUAUAUAAUAUGUAAGAAAGUCGCAUGUCUCUUUUCUGUCUAUGUAACUGUGCUAUAUAUAUAUAUAAUAUAUAUAUAUAUAUAUAUAUAUAUAAAAGAGACAUGCGUCUUUCUCACGUCUGUUUUUGCUUCUUAUCCAAAAGAAGGCAAAAAAAAAAAAGGAUAAUAUAGGCUACCAGACCACUAAAUCUCAUUGAAAUGGUCUGGGUACCAUGACCUCUUGCUUUAGCCCUGCAAUGUAAAACACUGCCAUUCUACAGGAAUGUUAAUGUUUACAUUGCAGUGUUUCAAUACCCCUAGUGGCUGUCAAGUAAAACUUGGCUAUUAAAAUCAGAUGAUCAUAGAGUUCAUGUGAUUGGUGCUGCACAUGCCCACUAGCCUUUAAUGGAGAAAGAGGCAAGGCAUGGGAUAAAAGGCUAGUAAAAUACAUCUUUAAGCUUUGCGGUGGGGGUCCCUAAACCUUGACUCGGGCACUAAAGCAGUGAGACUACACAUUUGUUUUCAUGUUCCUUUAACAUCUAACUUGCUAGAAUUUGUUUGUAAUAAUGUAAGCCAAAUAAAUAGGACUUUGAACAAAGGAGUACCAUUUCCCAGCUGAUAGGAAAAGAUCAUUAGACAUUGUGGUGAUUCACACGCAGAGCGUGUGAACUCGCCAAAUUACCAUCCUUUACUACCACAACCUAGCCCUUUCAGUCUUUGUGACAGUGUAAUGUGAUUGUUAACUCCCAAAUUCUGUCUGCCCUUUACAUUAACCAAAUGGUGUAUAACCUGCUGUACAGGAAAUCUAAAUACGAUGACUUUGGAAUGUUUUUCUUAUAUUAGACAACUUUUAUAACCUGUAAUCAUUCACACAAUUAUUUGGCACUGCGAUGGAUGUGCAGGACGUCUCUGUUAUUUUCUUUUAACAUUGUUUAGGGAGAAACUAAUUAUUGUUCUGUGAUUAAUGUAAGAACAUAAUUUUAGCUUUUAGCUAUUUUUAAAUGCUUGAACAAUAAAAAAAAAAAAAAAAGUUCUUGUUGCAAUGUACUAGUGUGACUAGGAAAAGUUCAGGGUUGAGGAGUGCCCAUAAUAAUGUAGAUUACUCUUAAUAUAAUGUUUCAUUUGCUGGACUACAUUUUUAUCUCUUAUUUUGAAAAAUAAUGGAUAGUGUAUACUAUAGUAAUGCUAUCACCAAUUUCUGGAAACAUCAUAAUAAACAAUGAUUCCAACGUAUCCAGUACUCUAACAUGGCAAAAUAUUCUUAUUUGUAUUUUUUUUAUUUAUAUCUUUAGGGUUUCUUUAGUCUAGUUUUCUUUUAAAAAUGAACAUGUCAUGCCACAUUCUGCUAGAUAUAUGAGCUCCUAUAGUAACACAAAUGUGAUAAUGGAGGGGAGCUAAGACGGUGACACCAAGUUGCAGGAUAAAGAUGUGUCGCUUUCUAUAUUUACAUUUAAUUUUUUCACGCCUUAUAAAUACAUAUUUGUUAAAUAAAGGGAUAAUUAAAUAUAAUGUUAAACAACCUGGGAAGUGGCUGUUCUCUUUAAAUAAAGUUCCUCUUUCAAUAUAAAAUGUUUUGAAGAAGUAAACCGUACGAAACUCAAAUAAUUUCAGUAAUGCAGUAAAACAGAUUAGACUGGUUUAGUUUGCUGUAUUGGUGGUAGAACGAGAAAUAGAUGACCGCUUAAAUGAGUAACAUAGUGUGCCUUUACCCUAGCCUAGAUGUUUGUUUUUGCACAGUAUAUUCCAAGCUAUUUUCUGAUUAUCCUCUGUUCUUAACUCUUCUGUCCCUGCCACAAGUCUGAGACAUUCCCUGCUUCUACAGCACUUCCUGUAAUACGUCACUUAUGAAAUUGUAUGGGUUGGAGAGUGAAAUUGGUAUGGCUCACAGUUUUUUAUAUCUUUUGGCGGCAGGGAAUCUGGCAGGCUUUCUGUUGUCUUACACCCAGAAAAGAUACUGAAUAACAGGGUUGAAGGUUGUAGAAAGAGGGAAAACUCAGACCAGGUUCUCCUAUUUCAGACACCGCAGUCUGCAAUGUUUCCAUUGCUAAGAUUACAACAUUUCUAUUUUGAUUGUACAAUCUAUUCUGAGAGUGCCCUCACUUACAGUCUUGCCCUCUUCCCAAUAUCCCAUGCAAUGCAUACUGCACCUCUGCCAGGAGCUUCACAACAGGUACUGUCAGUCGCACUGCACCGGGAUUUUUUUAAUGCAUGCAUCACGUCAGGAAAUAAAGCAACUGAAGAGUCAUAUGUGAUUUUAAACUUUAAUGCCGGUUUACAUUGUUUAUAAAAGCUAAGAUGUUUCCUGCUUGGAUUAGUAAAUGAAGUAUCAUUAAUUCAUUGAGUGAAUGGAGAAGUACAGAAUCUAUAUAUCUUUUUGUAAUAUUUCACACAGAUAUCAAUAAAUUGAGAAAAGAGAUGUCAAAGUACGUUUUGGCUUAUAAGUAUCAUCUACACCACAUCCAACCAAACGGCACUAUAUACAAACUAUAACCUGAUUCAUAUAAGCAUUGAAAUUGUUUGUUUUUAUUUAUAAUUUUUUAAUAUAAGGCUUUCUUAACCUUUACUGUUUAGUUGUUCAGUAUAUUACUUUGUGUGUAUGUAAGUAUAUGUAUAUAUAAUGUUUGUGUAUAUAUUUAUCUAUUUUUUAGAAACGGAUGAUGUUAGUUACAAUUAUUACCCUGUUAUUAUUGCGAUUAUUAAUUUGUUUUAUUUAUUAUUGUGUUGUUAUUGAAAAUGUAUUCAAGGGACUCUCCAGCCAACACGUUUUACUCACCUGGUUCCAGCGCCGGGAGCCUCGUGAAGCCGCGCCCCCUAUUUCGUCAAAAUGCCUAAAUAGGCGGGCGCGAGCAGGGAGCAAUCAGACGCUUCCAUUUGGAAGUGUCAUUGCUCCCUUGUGCGCAUGCGCGGCUUCGCCGCACAUGCGCACAUACUUCAGAAUGCCGCCCUCUAAAGUCUUGAGCGCAGUAAGGCGCAUGGGUGGUGUGCGCGGCCGCGAGCUGAGCUGACUGACAGCUCAGCUCGCGGUCUUUGCCUGCCCCCUCUCCGCUGCUGACAGGCAGGAGAGAGAAGGUGCGCACACAGUGCCUUCUCUCUCCUGCACACGUCAGACGUAUUUUAAUACGCCUGACGUGUACAAGGCCUUUUUAGGGCCCUACAUGACAGGAAGUCCCUCUGGUGGCCGUUUGAGUGACGGCCACUGGAGGUAUUCCUAUCAAUCAAUGUAAACACUGUAUUUUCUAUGAAAAUACAGUGUUUACAUUAGAUUGCCUGCAGGGAGCUAUAGAUCAUACCUGAACAACUACAUUAAGCUGUAGUUGUUCAGGUGACUAUAGUGUCCCUUUAACCCCUUAAGGACUGGACUGUUUUUGCGAUGUUGUACAUUUGCGACCAGACAUAUUUUUACACUUUUGUGGUGUUUGUGUUUGGCUGGAAUUUUCCGCUCUCUCAUUUACUGUUCCCAUACAAAUUAUAUAUUGUUUUUUUCAGGACAAAAGGGGCUUUCUUUACAUACCAUUAGUUAUAUAAUCUCAUGUAUUUUAAUUUUAAAAAAAUACAAAAAUCUGAUGAAAAAUUGAAAAAAAUACAUGUUUUUUGACUUUUACUUGAAAAAUCUUUUACUCAUCUACAAAAGCGAAUGAAAAAAACUGCUAAAUAGAUUCAAAAUUUUGUCCUGAGUUUAAAAAUACCUAGUGUUUACGUGCUUUUUUGCUUUUUUUUGCAUGUUAUAGGGCUAUAGGUACAAGUAGAAUAUUGCGGUUUCAAAACAUACAUUUUUAAAAUUUAUCAAUAGUGACAUUGUAACACUAUUAUCUGUCAUAAAUCUCUGAAUAACACCCCACAUGUACAUAUUUUUUUUAAAGUAGACAACCCAGGGUAUUCAAUAUGGGGUAUGUCCAGUCUUUUUUAGUAGCCACUUAGUCGAAAACACUGGCCAAAGUAAGCAUUCAUAUUUGUUUGUGUGUGAAAAAAGUAAAAAACUAAAUUGAACGCUAAUUUUGGCCAGUGUUUGUGACCAAGUGGUUACUAAAAAAGACUGGACAUACCCCAUUUGCAAUACCUUGGGUUGUCUUCUUUUGCAAAUGGUAUGCCAUCAUGGGGGUAAUUCUCAUUCCUGGGCUACCAUACGCUCUCAAAGGCAAAGUAACCAACCUGGCCAUUUUCAAUGUAAAAAUAUUUGACCCAUAUAUUUGACCUUGUAACUUUCAAACAUGCUAUAAAACCUGUACAUGGGGGGUACUGUUUUACUCGGGAGACAUCGCUGAACACAAAUAUUAGUGUUUAAAAACUGGAAAACGUAUCACAACAAUUAUAUCAUCAGUAAAAAAGCUGUUUGUGUGUGAAAAAUGCAAAAAAAGUAACUUUCACUGACAAUAUCAUCGCUGUGAUAUGUUUUACUGUUUUGAAUCACUAAUAUUUGUGUUCAGCGAAGUCUCCCGAGUAAAACAGUACCCCCCAUGUACAGGUUUUAGGGUGUCGUAGAACGUUACAGGGUAAAAUACAGUGCUUGCAAAUUAAAUUCUCUGGAAUUUCGGCCUGGGUUGGCAGGCAGGUCCCUCAAAUUGCAAUCAAUAAAAUUACUGAAUUAUGUAAAAAUAUUACAUAAAUACGCACGUAGAAUUUAAAUAUAUAUGCAUAUUUAUAUAUUUGAAGUCUACGUGUAUAUUUAUAUAAUUAUUUAUGUAAUUUUGUAUAUGGACGUAUGUAUAUUUCUUAUUAUUUUUAUUUAUUUUUAUAUACAUAGAUAUAUAUACAAAUUCAUUCUAAGUGUAUUUUGAUAUAAAUAUAUAUAUAUUAAUUUUAAAAUACAGUUAGAAUAAAAUUUCAUAUAGCUAUAUAAUUUUUUUUAAAUUUUUUAUUAUUAUUUAAAAAAUGUUUUAUUUAAUUUAAAUUACUUAUUAUUUAUAUUUUAUAAUAAUAUAUAUAUACAAAUAUAUAGUUAUUAUAUAUAUUAUAUAUAUACGUGUGUAAUUUAAUUAUAAGUGUAUUUUUAUAUUAAUAUAAGUACAUAUUAAUAUAAAAAUACACUUAGUAUGACAUUAUAUAUAUGAUAUAUAGACAUAUAUUAUAUAAAUAUAAUAUAUGUCUAUAUAUCAUAUAUACACAUAUAUAAUUAUUUUAUUUUUUUUAAUUAACACUAACUUUAUUUUUUUUUUCUGAUUUUACACAAGCAGGGAGACUGCCUGUCAGCACAGACAGUCCCCCUGCAGGCAGACACAUGGACACCUAUUGUGACCAUGUGAUCGCUGUGUUAAGCGAUCACAUGGCCACAGGGGUCCUAAUCUGCCGUGGGGAGACUGUCUGGGCUGCAGGCAGUCUCCCCACAACCGGAGCCACGCUGAUCGCCGCCGGGGGAACGACGGCGAUCAGGUAAGUAACGGAAACCGUUAGGACGGUUCAGGACCGUCAUCGGUCGGCAACGCAAAAAUGCCGAUGACGGUCCUGAACCGUCCUCGGUCCUUAAGGGGUUAAUUAAAAACAUUAAAAAAAAUCAAUAAAUUGGAAAGAACCAUUAUACUUUCCAAUCAACCUUAGUUUAGUUCAAUGACAAACCAUACCUCGUAAAAAAAUGACAUACAUUACAAUGUUAAUUUUCACACAAGAUUUUUAUGUGACAAAAACAGAAUACGAGAACGUGCAGAAGCUUAGAGAAACUUGGUAACUUGCCAUUCGUUUGGUCCCCACCCAGGUCUCAAAAAUGUACCAUGUGCAUAUGGGUUCUCUUGCUACAGUUGGGUAUACCCCUGCCCUUAUGGAUUAAUCAGUCUGAAAUGGCAAAACCAUUCACUGCAUUAUCCGGCCAUAUGGACUGCAAAAUAUAGACAUUGUUAAUGGAAUUCAUCAAUGUCUGGGAUUUGUAAUUUUGGUACCUAAUGGGCCUGUAUUUGGUCUGGUUUUCAGCCGGACCAGACUCUGUUGGAUGGCUGAAAUCCUGACAGAAUUAAUUAAAUCUGGCUCUGGAGGCUUUAACUUCGUGCCUGUGUAAAAAAACAAACAAAAAACAACUACUUGUCUACUGACAGCACUUGCAACCAGCACAUAAAUAGUUAGAAUCCCUCUGCAGCAGAAAGCUUAAUUAUAUGAUGGCUGGCUCUUGCUAGCCAGCCACCACAUUAAUUAUAAAAUAUAUAAAUAAAACUCCUAUGAGGUCAAUAAGACCUUCAUAUUACUAUAAUGGAGAGUGCAUAUGCCUCCACCUGCUAUUUGGCAAGUGGUGACAUAUCCACUAAAUAUUUAAAUGCAUUUUGCUCAGUCACCAGAAAUGACCCUAUUCCCAUGAAAUAACGGGUGUAGGGGACACAUAGUCCUCCCAUGUGCCCUCACCCAUGGGUAUCACUACUUUAAACAUUCAUGGGAAGGACCAGCAGCUGGGCAGGAUGUGAACAUAUAUCCUCCCAGAUGCAUCUGGUUUAUCUUCAGCCGCCAUGUCGUCAUUAAUAAAUCUCUGAUUCCUUUCCUAUAAAUCAGUUGGAUGCAGGUAUUGGUUAUUUUCCUAGAAACUAAUUUUAUAGAAUCGGUCGGACUACCUGAAUCCAGACCAUAUUUGGCUUUAGUAAAUCUGCUGGCAGAAUUCGGUCAUUUUUACUGGAUUUGACCAUUUGAACAAAAUUUGGUGUUUAGGGAAUAACUAUGUAAGAGAGAAUACAGCUCUGCUGCAUGUCUCUUUCACAACAUGCACUCAACUACAAAUCCUAUAAACUGAAUGCAUCUCAAGGUAUUGUGGACCACAGGGAUUUAAUGUGUUGCAAUGCAUGCUCUCUCCAUGGAGGAGGUUAUUGAGAUACCGCUCUUCAUAUUGUGUGGCAUGAACUGGACACAACUUCUGGAAUAAAAGGGAAUCAUGACGGAAUAUUUCCGUCAUGUGUCCUUAAGGGGUUAAUAUGGUAGGCUUUCUGUCAGCCAGCUAAAUGGUUUAUGGAGUGAAAUGUUGCAAGUAGUCUGGAAAGUGAAGGGCUACUAGAAUGACAUUGCAGAUUACUGACAUCUAAAUUGCAACAAACAAGGUCCUUAUUUAUUGAUCUUUUUAUUUCUGCUAAAGUUCAGAUUUGGCCUCAACAUGUGUAAAUUCUUCAGCCCUGUGGGACCUGUUGAUGUUCUGUAAACAGGUUAAUGAAGGUUGACUAUGUAGGGUUUUACAACAUGUAUUUGGCAUUGGGGAGGUUAUUAAAGUAAUGCUCUAUAGCUUUGUUUCCACAUCAGUUACGUUAAUGAAAUUAUAUGAACUGGCGAUAUGUAGACUUCUUGGCAUGACAAUGGUUAAUUGAGUGCUAGUGCAGGCUCUCAAUAUUUGAGAAGUUAUAAUGGCGUUUUUUUUUUCUGUAUGUUAUCUGUAAGUAAGAAACCCCAUACCUUUUUGGAGUAUGUGAGAAUGAUCCAAGCCCUUCUAUCAUCCACCUUUGCCCAUCUCACAAGGAACGUGUGUAUAAGCAUGUGUUUGGCUGUAAGAGUGUGCAUAGACAUAUGCAUAUAAUAUACCUAUGAUUUUCCCAGGAUUUACCUAUAGAUCCUUAUUCAUUGAAUAUGGCUCCACAGGUAAUUCCCAGGCACAUUGAUUCAUGUAAGUCUGGUUUGAAAAUAAUUUUAUUCUGAAAAACAGGCUCAAACUAAUUUUUCCACAAGUCUAAUAUUUCUGUGUGUGUGUCUAUCUAUAUACUUUGAAAACGUCACCAUUUGAAACCUAGUGCACCUCUUCUUUAGAUAUAUAUAUGCAGUUAUGUAGUGUGUGUGUGUGUGUGUAUAUAUAAUUGUGGGAGGUACAUGGAACCCUACUUAAACCCAGUGAGCCCCUGCUUACCUGUCUUUGACGAUCUCGGAAGUGAUUCUGUUUACUUCCGGUUCACUGGACCCUGACGUCAUUUUCCCACCCGCCGGUAGUCCGUCUGCAUCUCUCUCUCUGCUUUGUGUUCAUGAGUAUAACGAGGGUAGCCAGCGCACGAACGGCUAAUCGUAAGUUAUAUAGCAUCAUUCGUGCACUCCUCAUACUUGUCAAUUACUCACACGUUCGGCUACACGGUUUCUUUCGUCUAUAUAGCUCAUGUUAAAUCCUUCAGGUCACUGAAAGCGGUUCGUGCUAACUAGUGUUUCGGCAAAAUUUCCGUCUACAGCUCCGUUCGCAUACAACGCGGUCGUUCCUAUUAGAACACACUUAGCAGCCGCUCGUGUAAUCCUCUCUUUCGCAUAGACUUUUGUUUAUCUGCAUUAGCAUAACUAACAAGUCAAGGUCAUUUUGGUUAAAUACAGCAUGGGGAAAGCAUUUUUUGUCAAUUUAAACGGCAUUUUGUGUUUCAUUUCGUUUUACUUAAACAAUUCUUUCAGUACAUAGUCUUAUACUUGUUAUUUAUGCCUAAGUUAAAACGUACAGCAAUACCCUUAUCAGGAUGUCAUAUGGUUACAUUCACUGUGUAAUUUAAACAAUAAAUAAAGUGCUUAUUGCUAUAUAAGUAUGUCAUGUUAUUUUUUAUUUAUGCUCCGCUGCUGCAUCUAAUUGGUCCAAUUUACACAAGGCUAUAUUUAAAUAAUAUGUCAACUAUCAUUUUCUUCCCUCCUGUUAAAGAUCAUACGAAUACGGUCACUGGUUGCAACAGAAGCCUUCUUGGUUAAAUACACUACUCCAUUUAAAGAGGUAGGGCUUCUCCCCCCCCAAAAAAACAAAAACAAAAAAAAAGGGAUCCCCUUUGUUAAUUGCCGAGUACCGGCUUCGUUUAACCGAACGCUUCUAUACUUUACCACCUAUACUAACGUGCAGGCCUUUUUCGUGGUCAUCUCCCUGGUAGUGCUGCAUUCGGUAGCACCACUAUUCCCUGCAUUUAUGCUAAUUUUCAGCUUUUGUAUACCAGUCAAUUUGUUUUGCUAAUAUCGCCACCUUGCGGUUUUCAAUAUUGAUUGGUAAAUUUCAGUUAAUGGAUGGCAAAUGUUCGUUUAUUUUGCAACUUGUAUUUUUCAUUCUUCUGUUCGUCACUUUCAUAUGGGAGUUAUAAACUGUCUUUUAUUUUAACUUGCUGGUUUUGCAGUAGAAGUUAAAACUCUGGUUGAAACAGCGCUGGUAAAUAGUGAUGUCCCGAACGGUUCGCCGCGGACUCAUCAUUGAGUAAACUUUGACCCUAUACCUCACAGUCAACAGACACAUUCCAGCCAAUCAGCAGCAGACCCUCCCUCCCAGACCGUCCCACCUCCUGGACAGCUCACUAAGAAUGCAGCUUCACAAUGAAUGUAAAAUGGAUGCUGUCCAGGAGGUGGGAGGGUCUGCUGCUGAUUGGCUGGAAUGUGUCUGCUGACUGUGAGGUACAGGGUCAAAGUUUACUCAAUGAUGAGUCCGUGGCGAACAGUUCGUGGCGAACCGUUCGGGACAUCACUACUGGUAAAGCUUUUCAUUCAAUUUAAACAGCUUUCAAUGUCAAAGCAUUUAUUGUGUCAUUCUUUAAAAACGUGCUUAUUUUCUACGAAAUCAGUAUGUCCUGACGGCAGUUAAGGUAUAAUUUUAUUAAUAUUUCUCCUCAAAGCAUAGCUAAUGUGUUUUAUAAAUAUAUGUAUGCUAAUCAGGGUAAGAUUAUGCUUAGAUUCAGUCUUGUGCAUUGCUAACUGGCAUUUCGGUUAAACUUUCGUAUAUAUUAUCAAUUCGCAUAAAACGCUUAUGUUUUUCCAUUAGUAUACACACAGUCACACUUUCGCACAAACUUUUGUUUAUUUGUAUAAACUGCCUCAUACCUAGCAGUUAAAGUUCAUUCCGUUUAUGCAGCAUUGUGAAUAUUGAUAUAUAAGAGUGUUAAUAAGUUUAUAUCAUGCUCUACUCCUGUCUCCGGCAUAUCAUGUUCCUAAUUACACUAGGCUGUAUAUAAAGAAGAUGACAAUUAAGUACGUUUUUCCCUCCUGUUAAAUAUCGCACAAUUACUGUUACUGAUUGCUAAGGGGCCUUAUGGGUUAAAUACACCACAUUACUUAAAGAGGUAGGCCUCGGAAAUUCCUACCUAAAUUUCAUGUAUUUCCUUCUGGUAACAUGUACUAUAAAUAAAUCUCAUUAGUUUCAAGUUAUCACCCUACCAGGAUAAGCCGCACAGGAUCCUCAUACGUGGUACAAAAUUACGAUGUCGCCCGAAUAUAAAACAAAAUCAUUCAAUUAUCUACACAAUAACCAAACGUUAACCGAUCACAUAAUGUUUCAACAAUUCGUUUCUACCGUCAGUAGUUAUGGUACGGUUAAUAAUUAUUGUACAGUUAGAUAAUCAUGGUGUUAUAGUUGCAAUAUCAAUUGGUAAUGGUUAUGGUGUUACAAUUAUAAUGUCGUACAGUAGUUUUGGUGUUGUCAAUGUAAUGUUGGUAGUUAGGGUGUCAGUCAGUAGGUAGGGUGUUGUGCACAAUUAUACACUUUACACACUUUUACAAGACCGCUAAACACCAAAGCUCAAACCUGUUAGCAGGAUACGGAUCAUUCUUUGCACUACAGUAUACGUUAUACAGGACAAUCAGCAGGUAUGUUAACGAAAUAAAACCAGUUGGGGUUAGGACAAGGUUUAAGCUCUCGCCAAUUUAUGUAUGGUCUCGUAGGCCUCCUCGCCUAUAAGUCAAGUGGUCCUGCAAGGCAUACAAUCAGCCUUCCGCUCAGAGGUUCGCGCCCAAUCGGCCCAACGCAUAGUUAUAGCAUUACAUCAAGUCAUAGUUAGGGCCUCACCCGUCAUGGCCAAUCGAUUUUACAAUCUUUUACAUGUCACCGAGAGGCCAACACCCCGCCACCCACCUCAGUGGCACAAAAGCCCCAUGAGCCAAAUCAUAGGUAGAGCCUCUCAAAGCCACUUGGCAAGUAGUCAGGGUGUCACCUGUCACCAACAUAAGCUAGUUAAUACAAUUUUGCCUGUAGGCACUACUCUAGUCACUGGGUCACUGCAGAUCUAUACUAACAAAGUCAUCUUCCUCACUUCCUUAGCAUGUCUUAAGUUUCUAUAUAAGGAGACGUUCUGUCAGUUACCAGCACCCAUCUCAGUUCAGGCUCACAGAGUACUAUACAAACACCAACUGGCGUCAGUUACACACGGAAUGGUUUCGAAGGCAUUUUUCGGGUCUCAAAACACCUUCCUGCGCCAUAAGCUCAGCAACAGCCCAUGCGAUCAAAUUUCAUCCUGGAAACGAAGCUAUUCCCUCUACCAGUAAGCCAACACUGAUUAUCAGUCUAACACAUCCCAGAGGGAUUUUGCUAAGACAAAGUAGGCAGGUCAAUUUGGUUUCUAGGUGAAGCACAAAUCUGCAAUAAUUUCUAUGCCGGUGGUUAUAGUUAUAGUGCUGGUAGGCUUAUUCACAUGGGCUCACUUUGUUUCAGUGCACACGCCAAAAACUAUGUGCCCCUACAGGCGGUACCCUAAAAUCUUCCACGUCAAUAAACUUUCCUAAUCUAUAACGCUACCUGUCUACUCAUCCUUCUUUAUAUCUGGUAGAAUUUCUCACGUCUACUAACUGGUUUUACACAGGGUUUGUGUCACUCCACAUAGGUAUUUUGGAACACCCCAUCCUACAGUCAGCACUCACAGUUCCCAUCAGAGUACAAAACUCUUACUUAAUGAAAUCAUCAAUGGUUUCUUGAUAGGGCCUUUCACAACACUACCUUUACACCUCCUGGAGGACAAACCCCUAGGAAUCGCCUCAGGGAAUUUUACAUUUUAAAGAGACUUAUCAUUUGAUUUUUCUGCACCUCACUCUCACCCACUUCUCCUAGCUUAAAUACUCUGUCCCUGUCAUAAGUUUUCCUUCAGUUCGCCAGAAUUAACGAGGCCAUACAAGCAAUCAUUCAUUCCGGGAAGGCUGCCUGGUUAUGUAAAUCAGACUUUACUAACACGUGUAAAUUACUACCCAUUCUUCAGUCAAUCUGGCAUCUGCAUGGAGUUAAGUGGGAAGACAGCCACUAUUUCGUUACCAGACCAACAUUCUGCUUCAUAUGUAGCCCAAGUUAUGCGAUAUCUUCGCCGAAACCUUAAACCUGGCUCCUACGGAACCUAUGCAGAUGUCCAGUAGUCUUACACUACAUAGACAACUUCCUCACCAUCGAACCACACCAAAGCACGCCACACAGCCUGAAUCACAUGUUCACUCAGUUCAAAGAUUAGGAGUACCCAUAGCCCGGACAAAAACACAGAGAUCACAUUCCCGGGGUUUACACUCAGUUCUAUUUCUAUGCAGGCCGACCUUCCACAAGUGUAAGUAGAUAGAAUUCUUUCUUACAUCAACAUCUGCACAUCACAAGACACUUGCACCAGGAAUCAGCUACAGUCACUAUCCAGUUCACUCAAUUUUGCGGGGAGAAUAAUUCCACAAGGUAAGUCUUUAAUUUCCAGAAUCCUCUCUUGCUUGCAUGGUCUCCCUGUCGAUGACUCCACAGCUCUCUUAGACAAACCAGCUAGAGCUGAUAUUAAAAAAGUGGUGUCUGUUCCUGUCCUCUUGGAAUGGCAGGUCACUACUUGAUCCCCCUGUUUCCGACGAUUCCCCUAUGGUCCGGACUGACGCAUCAGGUGCCGUAGAUUAUGCAGCAAAUUUUGGUUACAAAUUGGUACACGUCUCUUGGCCAAUUAAGUCUACCUCGCAAAUAAAUUUCAAUACCACCUCAGCACUAUUUGAAUCUACACAAUUGUAGCAGCUACACAUAUACGGGGCAAAGAGUGGAGAGGGCAGUCGGUCAGAUACUUUUCUAAUCUCUUGGCGAUAUAUAAUAUCGUUUACAAAGGCCGCUCUCAGUCCCUCUCGAUUAUGAACUUGGUAAGGAGUCUUACCUGGCUAGCGGCAAAUCUUCAAUUCUGCAUAACUUAUGUUCACAUUCAAGGUAACGCAGCUGAUGCUCUCCCACACUCUAAUUGCUGGAGUUUUUCGGAGGUCAUCCAUCAGCAAACUCGCAGUCCAAGGAAAAUCCAAGCUUUACAGUCCUAAUUAUGUGUUAAAUACUCUGUUGCUCCAUAGUAGGUCGCUCGCACAGGCUGGUUUAUACCUUAAUUUAAGAAAGCCUAUUCCAAGAGCGUAUCAGUUGUUUAAAGGUUUGUUCGUGUUGUGUGAUAAAUGUUUCUAUUUGUAACUAUGGUGGCAUUUACAACUUUGCCUCUUUUCUCCUAAAUUAGUUUACAAUACUAUCAAACCUUACUUCACAGGCAUAAACAUUUGUCUAUUACUCAUACCAAAACUAGCCAUACUGGUCCUCCAGUAGAGAUGAAAUAUUAACCUACCUCUACCAAAUCAGGUCCUAUCCACAUUUUGGAUAAUCUUUUGGAAUCUCAACUCACUUCCAUCCCUGAUUCCCCACUAGUAGCUUUUCAAGGGAAACCCCUAACCAAUAAACGUUUUAUGCUUUACAUUUGUACGAUAUCACUCCGACUAGGACAUAACCCUCAUUCCUUCUCGGGCCAUUUAUUCCGCAUUGGAGCAGCCACAGCUGCUUCCGGUAAUCACGUACCAACUCACAUCAUUAAAAUAUGGGUCGGGGGAAAUCAUCUGCAUACAACAAAUAAAUCCCUAAUCCUGAGAAAGAAAUAAGAUUGACUUUCUGUUAACUGUCUAAAUAAUGACCUGCUGUAUAAAUGUAUCUGACUUGUAAGAAUCGCUUCUUAUAUUUUGCCCUCUUUUACAGGUCUAACCUCCUGUCAGUUUCGGCACACCUCAACUGUCUUUGCUCUUACUACUAUUGCUUCUUUAUUAUUAAUCCUUACUUCCUCGAAAUGUGCCGUACACAAAUAGAAGGCUUGGCCUGUAAUUGUGGAAGGUACAUGGAACCCUACUUAAACCCAGUGAGCUCCUGCUUACCUGUCUUUGACGAUCUCGGAAGUGACCCUCCCACCGCACCCUCUAUUUAUUCUCAUAUGACCCAGGUGGUCCCUCUUUUACAGGUCUAACCUCACGUCAGUUUCGGCACACCUCAACUGACUUUGCUGUUACUACUAUUGCUUAUUUAUUAUUAAUCCUUACGUCCUCGAAAUGUGCCGUACACAAAUAAAUAAAUAUAUAUUUAUAUUUGUGUGUGUGUGUGUGUAUAUGUGUGUGUGUGUGUGUGUGUGUGUAUAUAUAUAUAUAUAUAUAUUUAUUUGUGUGUAUAUAUAUGUGUGUGUGUGUGUGUAUGUAUAUGCAGUGUUUACAUUACAGCCCAGUGAUAACUUCACUGGCCACUCCUCAGAUGUUGGUUAUAAAUCCUUCAUGGGUCAUGGCUGCCUAAAAUGCAUCCAAACAUUCAGUAUCUCCUCAUUCUGCAUGCAGACACUGAACUUUCCUCAUAGAGAUUCAUUGAUUCAAAUUGUGCUGGCUCUUCCCCUGAUCUGCCUCCUUGUCAGUCUCAGCCAAUCCUAUGGAGAAGUUCUGUGAUUGGAUCAGGCCACCACUUCUGAUGAUGUCAGCAGACAGCUUGCUAUUCUGAGGCAAACCGCAUGCAGAGCUACAGCUUCAGGCUUCAAUACAAGUAAGAUUGUGCUAUAUUUAGGGAGGGAUGAGGGGCCCAGGUGGGCUAGAUGGUGGUUUUAACACUAUAUGGUCAGGAAUACAUGUUUGUGUUCCUGACCCUAUAGUGUUCCUUUAAUUAUUACCUCAGACAUCCCAACAUACAAAAAUGCAUUUCAGGGAGGUGGCUUCACGAGCUACUAUGCACCCAACCCCACGCGCACAUACACGUGACACUUACACUCAGAUACACACACUGGCACGUACUCUCAGAUACAUACACUGACACUCACAUACACACACUGACACACUCAGAUACACAAUGACUCGUACACAUAUUGACAUGUGCACAGUCUGACACCAGACAUGUCAUACUUUAUACAUUUGCAGUCACCCUCCUGCUAACUUACCUUGUGUGUCCAUGAAGGUGGUUCUGGUCCUGGCUAAGGCUGGUGGAAUUGAGCAUGCAGCAACGGCUCACUCCAGCCGCUGCUCUGUUCUCCUCUGCUGCCUCCAUCCUCCUCCCUCAAUUCCUCCGAGGAGGCUCUCUGUGAAGUCUGUCACUUCCUUCCUGCCAGCUGAUGUCACAGGGGCCCGGUGAGCUCUUAAACGGCCAGCACCUGACCGGCCUGUUUAGCAAGAAUUAUUGGGGCCGGUCAGGUGCUGGCCGUUUAAGAGCUCAUCAGAUUGUGUGUGUAAUUUCCAGGAUAUUCUUUAUGAUUUGCUGGUGUUAGGGAGCCGCAUUCAAAAUGCGUCAGUCUCCUGGAACCUCCUGUAGACUUUGGAUGAAUGUUACCUGCAGCCACGUUUUGUAUAUUUCUUAUAAUGCCCUUUGGUGAGUUUUAAUUGCAGGGUGCUCAAUAGAGAUGCAGUCCUAAUGGAGAGGUAUUAGGAACCACAUGCCUAAGCUCAGGCCAGUCAAUUUCUAUUAAAGGAUCACUAUAGUGUCAGGAAAAGAAACUCGUUUUCCUGACCCUAUAUAAUCGUUUGGUCCCCCCUCCCUCAGGGCACCCCUCCCGCUGGGCUGAAGGGGUUAAAACCACUUACCUUUAUCCAGCCCUGGGCUACCUUGGCGCUGGUGACCUUUCCUCCCCCUCCGACGUCAGCUCUCGAGUGGAGCCGAAUGCGCCUGAAACUGCUAUGUUUACAGCCGCAGGGUUACAACCUCCGGGACCUGGCACCCAGACCACUUCAUUGAGCUGAAGUGGUCUGGGUGACUAUAGUGGUCCUUUAAAGCAAUGUGCUGGGCACUUUUCCCCCAAAUAGUUCUGUGAAAUUGUCUGAAUAUAGCUGUCCAUUGGCACUGCCACUCACUCAAUGCUUGUCCCCUCCCAUACUGAUUCAUUGUGGGCCCUACACCCUUUAUCUGACCCCAGCUGUCCUUAUCAGUUUCUUCAGUUUAUGGUAUCUACCCAUGACACACCACAGACAUGCAGCGACUUUAAAGUCUUGUGCUGUCAUGUGAGAGAAGAAUAAAUUAAAAAAAAAACUGAAAUAGAGAGAAGAUAGACACAUAGAAAUAGUUUGUCUAAAAUAACACAGACCUAAUAUUUUGGCAGAUUUUAGCAGUUUCCAAACUCACACAGAGCAGGCAGGCACAAUCGAGAAAUCUUGGCACCUUAUGUGUGUUGUGAAGGCCAUUUGUGGUUUGACAAAAAUAUCUGGUUGACUCUGGCUGACUCAAACCAUACUCCGAGACAAGCCACAAGUGUUUAAAAAUAAAUACUGCUUAUUCUAACAUUUGUUAGCACAAUGAAUAGUUUUUUUCUUUGAUCAAGCCAAGCCAUUGAAAUAUUGUAAAAUGGAAAAACAAAAACAGAAUUUGAAAGUUUUACACAGAACAUAAAUUGCUGAAUUUUGGUACUACAUUAAAUUUAUAUAAUAUAUAUUAACUUUAUGUAAUUUAUGUAGGUUCUUUAAAUGAAGUAACAUGCUGUUCUUGAAUACAGUUGUUUGGUCUGAGGACUGAUUAGCUUCUGUAGCUGAUGCAUUUUUGGAAGCAGAUCUCUGGCAGCACAAGAUAUACAACUAAAAUACAAAUUCCAUCGUGGCUACUGGUGAGCAACUUAUUUUGGUGUUUGCUCACAGAGAACCUCAGAAAACCACAUUACCUCUACUUCCUAUCAUAAUGGACUACAACUAUUUAUAGAACCUCUCUAAUCGUUACUUAAAGGUGAACUGUCACAUACCAGGAUCAGAUCAUAAUCCAAAAAGAUUAAAAUUUGUAAUUGGAUGGCUUGUAAGUAUUAAUUACAUUUUAUUUAAAGGUGUAAUUCCUUGCAGAGUAUGGGUUCAUCUUCAAGUGCCUGCCCUAAAAUUAUUACAUGCAUGGAAGAGCUGUUUAAAUAUUCUAAUGCAGUGCUUUAUCCAUAUUGCACCCAUCAGCAUCUUCUUGUAGAAAUGCAUUGAACCAGUGCAUUUCUAUUGGGAGAAUUCAGUGUUUCCGUGCAAAGUGUGGAUAUGCUGAAUAUUGGUAUUUCAGGAACAAACCCAGGAAGUCUCUCUAAUGACUGCUGUCAGAGACACAGUCACUAAUCACACUGCCUUUUUAAGAAAAGACCGCAUGUACACAUCCAACCUGCAGGGAAAGGCUAUAAACCCAGAAGAGAAGGUGUCCCUUUUAAAUUGUAACACUGUAUAUUAUAGCAUAAGAUUCUGUUGAACAAAAUAACAUAUUUAUCAUUAUGAAAACAGAGUUAAACCAGAGCUCAGGGACAUGUAGAUAUGGGUAAUGAUUACACAGUUGGGGAGGUGGGAAGUGAACAGAUCAGAUACAGAGGGCCCAGUACAUGGAAAUUGUUAUGAAUUAUCGAUGAAAGCUUUUAUGAAGAGGUGAGGCUUUUUCAGAAAAAGUGAUGAGAGAGUUAGCUGACUUGGAUUUGCGGAGGUAGUUUAUUACGGAAGCAGGAGACUGAGCAUGAUUACAGUGAACUUUGGGUAAAGGAUGCAGAGGAAAGGGAGCAGAUAGGUAUGGGUCUUGUGGAAUAUGAGAGAGAAGUGAUAGUCCUAUCUGGGCAAGACUUUUGAAAAUAGCGUUGUUGAAUUGGAAGCAAUAUAAGUUUUAGAAGAAUAAGAGUGGCAUGAGCAGAUCAUGCAUACUAAGGAGGAUGCUGCCAGCAGCAUAUUGAAUAUGCUAGAAGAGUAAGGUGGUGGAGUGUUAAAGGACCACUCUAGGCACCCAGACCACUUCAGCUUAAUGAAGUGGUCUGGGUGCCAGGUCCAGCUAGGGUUAACCCAUUUUUUCAUAAACAUAGCAGUUUCAGAGAAACUACUAUGUUUAUGAAUGGGUUAAGCUUUCCCCUUUUUCCUCUAGUGGCUGUCUCGUUGACAGCCACUAGAGAUGCUUGCGUGCUUCUCACUGUGAUUUUCACAGUGAGAGCACGCCAGCGUCCAUAGGAAAGCAUUUAUAAUGCUUUCCUAUGUGACCGGCUGAAUGCGUACGCAACUCUUGCCGCGCGUGCGCAUUCAGCCAACGGGGAGGAGAAGAGGAAGAACGGAGGAGGAGAGCUCCCCGCCCAGCGCUGGAAAAAGGUAAGUUUAAACCCCUUUCCCCCUUCCAGAGCCGGGCGGGAGGGGGUCCCUGAGGGUGGGGGCACCCUCAGGGCACUUUAGUGCCAGGAAAACGAAUAUGUUUUCCUGGCACUAUAGUGGUCCUUUAAGGAAAUGUGAGCAUGAUGGAGUUGCAUUAGUCUAGUCUGGUACAGAUAAUGUAAUGCAUACGAGGUCUUGCAGCAGAAAAGGUGGUAAGAGAACAAAUCUUUUAAAAAUGAUGGCACCUAUGUAGCAAGUUGUGUGAGAGCAUGAAAUAGUCAGAAGCAGUGGCAAAGCAUGGUCAAUUUGAACUCUUUCAGGGCCACACACAUCUAAUCAUUCCUGAGCUGACCGGGUGACUAGCACUAAGCCCAUCCCGCCAUUGACCUCCCUUACUAGCAGUGCUACCCUGUUCCUGAUCUGCACUAUAGUGUGGUCCAUCGUCUAAUCCAGCAAUAAGCAGCCUCUUCUCCUCUGCCCCAACCCCUGCCUAGGGGUUUGAUUUAAUGCUCUGUUCCUGUCCUCUCCUCACAGUUCAUGGUAUCAAUCAGCUAUCAGUACGAUCAUCAGGACAAUCAUUCCCAUGCUACUUAGCCACACUAUAAAAGAGAAGUAAGGAAGUUUAAAUGUGAUUUGUGAAUGGGAAUAUUAGGGAGAAACAUAGAAAGCUGUAUGGAAAGUGGUGAGGGAGAUAAUAUGGAGAGAAUCGGUUAGUAAGGGGGAGAAAAUUAGGAAAAUUUGAAAAGUGGGGGCAUAUGGAGCCAGGGACAGGAAGUGUGAGGAAGAAAAGUUUAAAGUGUGUGGGAAGAAUGUGGUGAGAGUGGCAGAAGGUGGGGUUAGAAUAUAUAGAAACGGAAGGAAAUGAGGGGUAUGGAAAGAGAGAUAUGGGGAGAAAUAGGAGGCAGGUUGGAAGAACUACACUAGUACGGAGUAAUUGGGGAUAGGUAAAUGAUAAGGUGAUGCUCGGCCCAGUGCAAUAAUACACACACAAUGUAUUCACUAUACUUUGAAUUGUAGCAAAUUGAAAACUGAAUUGCAAAAUUAAGGCAACAUUUUUAGGCUUAUGAGUAAUUCAAUUUACUACAAUUUGGAGUCCAGUGAAUAACUCUGAUGUUAAUGUGCAUCAUAGAUGCAUUUUUAUACACAGCCAGUGGAGGUGUAAACAAAGUGGUUUAACUUCUAAAUGGCAGAGCAUUGAACAGUGAGACUGCAGGGGCAUGUUCAGUACACCAUAACUGCUUCAUUAAGGUAAAGUUAUUUUGGUGCUUAAUGUAUCUUUAAAAUACUAGAAUAUUGAUACCUUUUACCUUAUGUUUUUUUUUUUACUCCUUUUAGUUGAGGCUAAUUGCUUUAUUAUUGGUUACAUGGUAAAUGUCUACUUCACUCACAUUGAAUUCGCCUGAUAUUUAUGUUAAUUUAUUUGCAUGCUCUUGUAUUUUAUGGUCUCAUUCUGUAAAUGUUUACUAUUCCUUGUAAAUCUUUAUAAUAAAAUAAAUAUUUUGAAUACAUUUACUUAUCCAAGGGACUAAAGCACUAACCCAACCUACUUCUCUGCCAUUAUAAUUAAGUUGUUCUGACAGACAAAAUGAUUUCAGAUUGGGUCAACUGCGUAGAGUCCUGGACACUGACAGGGUUAUCCACUAAACAUCAAAAGUUUGCUGAUAAAAUAAAAAUCAAGAGUGCUGAUUUGGAAAAAAUCUCCUCAGCUCACCCUUUUCCUCAGUUUUUACAUUUUAGAUUUAUUUGAAAAAAAUCAGUGAAUAAUCCUGUGUCUCUCACCCUCUGUCUGCCCACUCUUAUGUGUGGUGUGUACCAACUCUGUGUGUGAUGGUUCCUGGGUAUGAGCUGUGUGUGUGUGUGUAAAUGGUUUGUGUAUGUGCUUUGAUUUGACCCCUUCUGUUCUUAUAUUAUUUCCAUCAACCUGAUUUCAUACAUCAUAUCAUCAAUCAUGUUUUCAGUGGGUGUUAUUUGCUCCCAGCUUCGAAGUUCUGAAGUAUCCCUCCCCUUUGCUUUGGGGGAUAUCCCGGUCCACCACAGCACUGAUUCAAGCCUGGUUCCACACAAACAGGCCCCAGUGAUCGGGCAGAGACACGAAAGUCUAACGCAACCUACCUUGCCUUAGAUGGUGGCUAUUUGCAGUAAGAUGGCCCCUAUUCAUCAUGCUGAUCCCACACACCACUGUAGCAAACUGCCAGUACGCUUUGAAUAGCGUUGUGCAGCAUCUUGGUGGAGUAUGCAAGGGAGGAUGGCAGAUUGCAUCGGAAUGGAGGCACUCACCAUGCCGUGACAGUACCUAGGGCGGACCUGACUGUGCCUCAUCAGAAACAAGACAAGGGGGGGGAGUAGACCUUCUGGUUUGAGACAGAAGAGAGACGGGCAUCCAACCACCUGCGGUGACAGCCAUGAGGUCAAAAUCAUGCUACAGCAGCGAGUGGCUCCUCUUGGAAGGCGUUUAAAACUCCACAUGCUCACUCGAGUUAAGAGAGCCGGCAAACAAGAAGCGGUGGCAACCUUGCAGCUUGGCAACACCCUGCACAGGCUCCAUCUCAAUAUGUAUGAUACUGAACGCCUGUUGAUGCUAUCGUGGCAUCACAAGCUUGUUUGUAAUUACCUGCACUGCAAAAAUAAAGAAUUGAGAAAAAAAAAAUAUAUAUAUAAGGCACCUAGAAAGAUAAACUUUACAUAGUGUAAUAUGUAAUAGGUGAAGGACACACAAGAUGAGGGGGGGAAAAAAACUCACUAGAGCCAGAAGAUGUGUCAGUUUAUCAACCCUAAAAGGGGUAUAUGUAGAUAAAGAUGCUCCAAUCUUCCUGAGCAUGGAAUAAACAUAAAAGAAAUAUAGUGCAGAUUGAAUGUACAAAAGUAUCAGCAGCAAUAUAGGCAUAUCUCCACUUGCAGUGGAUCAAGAUUGGAAUCCUGAGUAGUAUGUCAUCCCAGCGAUGAAAGGAGAAUAUCCCAUACAAAAGCCCCCAAAAAUGUAAGGAAACAAAAUAAAGUGUCAAGGGAAUGAGUAGUCUGAAUCAAUGCGUUUCGUCCUUUGGACUUCUUCAGGGUGAUCGGACUGCUCCAUAUAUAUGUGUUAGCGUUGAUUGAAAGAUUCUGUUCACCUGUAUUCCUCGUUGCGUGCAUUUCACAGUGAAGCGCUAUCCUGCUUCCAGGUUUGUUGUUUCGUCUGUUAUGUCAAUUUCUUGCGCAAAGACAAUAUGUGUACCACGUUGGAAGGCAACCCUCUCUCAACAUCAAAUGCUCGUAAAUUAGGGGUGCACCGAAAUUAAAAUUCUGGGCUGAAACCCGAAACCGAAAAUGACUUUUUUCCCCCAAAAUCAUUUAAAAAAAUUUUUUUCAUAUAAUUUUUUUAAUAUUAGACUUAAUGAAUUUCAUUAAUCUAAUAUGAAAAACUUCCCUUCUCUUUUAGUGGUCCCUCACUUAAUGUUCCUCUCUGCCCCCGCUAGUGUUCCUCUCCCCUCCCUCUUUUUUUAGUGUUCUUCCCCCCCCCACCUCCCCAGUUCCAUAGUAUUCUUUUCUCCCCUCCCCUGUCCCAGUGUUCUCCCCUCCCCUGUCCCAGUGUUCUCCCCUCCCCUGUCCCAGUGUUCUCCCCUCCCCUGUCCCAGUGUUCUUCCCUCCCCUGUCCCAGUGUUCUUCCCUCCCCUGUCCCAGUGUUCUUCCCUCCCCUGUCCCAGUGUUCUUCCCUCCCCUGUCCCAGUGUUCCUCCCUCCUCCCCUGUCCCAGUGUUCUUUUCUCCUUUUCUCCCCUCCCCUUGGAACAACUAAGGGCAGCAGGUAUUAUGACCUGUGGUUACAGCAUUUUAGCGGCCCAGCCAGGAAAGACACUGGUAUGCCAUCUAACCAAUGCCCCUACUUGCUGCCCAAGUUCUCAAAGAGUCCAUCCCGGUCUUCCCCUCGCUGACAGUCCAGGCUUCAGUCGGGGUUUGCGGUUGCAGAGUUGUGAUCCUGCGCUCCCAGUAGGAUAAGGGGAAUCUCUUCCAUUCAGGCUUGUCGUGCUGGAGACAAGGGAGCAUAUCUUCUUGCUGGUGAGGUGAGCAGUAGUGGGAACACCUUGUUGAUUGAAGUGGAGCCGUCCGCCAGUGUAGCUUUUUACGCCAUCUCAUUUGCGGCCCCUUUCGGGAGACACGUGUGGGAUGUUUAUGCCUGUGGUAACGAGCAGCAGAACGGUUCCGGUGAGCCGCAUAAUGGUCGGCGGGAGCGGGAAUGGAUGCCCCUUUACAGAACAGAACUCCGUGGAAGGUACAGGUUCGGUCAGACACUGUAUGUCGCGGUUCCUUGCGUGUUGACCCUAGCGGGGCUUCACUUUUGUCGCGUUGUGUAGUAGGGGAGGUGGGUGUAGUGAUUGCGGUUCUGUUUAGUGCCUCUGAUCGUGCCUCCACCUGAAUCCGCCUCAAUCUCCGCUCCUCCUCAUAGUGUGUUUCUUCCCCCAAAAAAAAAAUUCUAAAAAAAUUAAAUAAAAUAUAUAUUUUUUUAUUUCGGCAAAUUUGACCAGUUUUCGGCUGAAACGGGAUAGGCUCAUUUUCGGCUGAAAUUUCGGUGCACCCCUACUCGUAAUAUUUGAUUUCUUAGUGCUUGAUUAGGCCUUGAUAAAAGCCCUAACUGGGGCUGAAAUGUUGCUGGAGAUUUUCAAAUAAAAUUACUAUUCUGAAAAUAUUCAGGUGCCAGAUCUUCUUUCUGGUUUUGUUUACAACUAUUUUGUCUUAUUUCUGUUUAUGACGUUUUGUGGUGACUGAUCAUUAGAUAUGACGAAGGCAGGGCCAGACUGGGAAGAAAAUUCGGCCCGGGCAUUUUUUUAUUACAGCGGCCCACUGAAAAGGGGGCGGGGCCAGAUAGGGUGUGUUUUGUCAUCACCAAUGACAAGCACGCCCAAACACAAAGUGAGCAUGUUGGUUCAAUGUUCUUCCAGGGCAGACCAUGCGCAGAGCUCUGCUGAAGAGCUCUAGCAUGAGAAAAGGCCCUGUAUUUGUUCUGCACAGCACAAGCAAAUUUAAUAACAUGCUUGCAUUGUGUUUGCUUGAAAUUUGUCUGGUGUCUCCAUAGAUGGGAUACCAGGAGACAUAAAUGCCAGGAAAGAGUACUGUGCAGUGUGUGUGGUGUAGUGUGUGCAGGGCGGGUGCUGUGUUUGAGUGAGGGUGCAUUGUGUGUGGCUGUGAGUGUCAGGGCUGCUGUGAGUUUCAGGGGUGCAGUGUGUGUGGGAGUAAGGGUGCUGUGAGUGUCAGGGGUUUAGGGUGUAUGUGUGAGGGUGCUGUGUGUGUGUGUGUGGGGGGGGGUGCAGUGUUUGAGUGAGGGUGCUAUGUGCGUGUGAGGAAGCUGUGUGUGAGGGUUCUGUGAGUGCCAGGGCUGAAGUGUGUGUGAGUGAGGGUGCUAGUGUGUGAAUAUGUUUAUAGGGCUUGUGUGUUGGGGGGGCAGAUUAUUAUUAAUAUAUUCAUUUUAGAAAUAAAUAAAAAUAAGCCAGCAUUGAUUAUAUCCCCCCUCCUUUCUUACCUUUAGCCUGGGAGGGGUACCGUGCUGCUAGUGAUGAGUGACCUCUAGCCUGUGGGGCUAGAGUUCCCUCUUGCGAGAACAGGAGCAUUGCCAUGUCAACGCUCUGGAUCUCGCGAGAGGAAGCCGGGGGUGCUGCAAGAUAGAACUCCUCCGGGCUCCUCUCCUGUCUCCCUCCCUCCCCAGCUGGCGGCCGCAUCACAUUGCAUGUGGGCCAGUGAGAGAGAUAUUUGAUCUCCCUACUGGCCCGUUGUGGAAAACAGAGGGGCCCGCGCUCUGAUAGCACUGUCCCUGCAUGGAACGGCCAGGGAGAUCCUGUGAUCUCCCCUGCUGGCCUCGGCCCAUGGUUAUCGAGGCACACCGGGCAUUUACCCGAUGUCCAGUCCGGUCCAGGACAAAGGACAAGGUUUGGUUGCUUUACUUUCUUUGGUAAAUCAUGUUCCACAGAGCAGAGGUCUCUUAUAAGUUUGUCUGUCCUCUUUUCCAUUCUUGAGUCGGAAGUUAGCAGCCAAAAUGCCUGUUAUGCUUAUUAUGCUAAGGCAGGAAAGGGAAGUUGGUUCUCGAUGGCAGGAAGUCCUGUACCUUUUCAAUUGUUAAGUUACAUGCUAGUAAGUUUAAAUUUUGUUUUGUUUUGCAGUACCACAUACGUAGCAGGAAACAGUCUACUUAAAAUAAAUACAUUUUAAAAUCUCAGAAUACUCUUGCGACCCGUUUUUUGCUCUCCAUAAGUUUAAAGGGUAAUCCAGACGUGGACCUCUUGCUCACGGUGCCUAGAGAGAUAUCAGCUAUGCCUCACUGAUGAUGCCUAACACAUCUGAAAUGAUCGACGUUUCGACCCGUUCUUGAGAAGGACCCGAAUGGGUUGAAAUGUCGAUCAUUUUAGAUGUAAACCAACAUUUGGAUUAAAGUAAUAUAUUUUUUUGUAAAAGACCUGAGACUGCAGAGAAAUUUGAGGUAUGCUUGGGAUCAUUGUCUUGUUUAAAGGUCCAAUGACUCCCAAGCUUCAGAUUCCUCAGAGAUGGCAUGAUGUUUUCUUCUAUGAUUUCCUAAUGCUUCAAUUAAUCCAUCUUGCCUUCCACACACUGCAGGUUUCCAGUGCCAGAGGAUGUAAAGCAGCCCCAGAGCAUCACAGAGCCACCACAAUGUUUAACUGUAGGCAGCAUAUUGUUUUCAGCAAAAGCUUUAUUCCUCUACCUCCAAACUAUCACCAUUGGGUUGAAAAAGUUCCAGUUUUGUUUUGUCACUCCACAGAACAGAAUCCCCACACUUCUGUGGCUUAUUUAUGUGAUUUUGGGUUAGUAAUGGUGUAUGUUGUGAAGUUCUGGCAUGGAAACCUUCUGUGUUUUGUAUGUGCUUACAGUGCUCACUUAAACCACAGUUCUUGUAGCCACCUAGUCUUGUUUCAGGUCUUUUGCAGUCACUCAAGGGUUUUGUACAACCUCAUUCUCAGAAAUCUGUUUGUAGCCAUUGAUAGCGUCCUUUUUCUGCCUCGUCUAGGUAGAGGAACCACUAUUCUUCCAACAGUGUCUUUAGGAACAUUCAGUGCCUUUGCUUUCUUUUUGUAUCCUGUUCCUUGUUUAUGAAGGGUGAUGAUCUCUUCUCAUAACUUUGUGGGCUAUUCAUUUGGCUUAGCCAUAUUUCAACAUGCAGUCAAACAUGUACUCAACAAACCCCUAGCCCAGACGUAGGCAACCUUUGGCACUCCAGAUGUUUUGGACUAUACCUCCAAUGAUCUAAAUCAAAUAGAGAUUCACCACUGGUCAGUGCCAUUGAAGCCUCUAGGCUUGCAGUGGCAAGUAACUUCUACAGUAAUUUAAAACACCCCAAAAAUGCAUUUUAUUAUUUCAGAACAACACGAAAGUCACAUCACCGAAUAGUUUGAAUCUGAGCACACACUUUGUCAAAAUAUCACUCAGAUCCCUUCGGUGGUUCGGGAAAGCCAUCCGAAUGAAGUUUUCACCAAUCGGCUUCGAGGUGAUGCCCCAAAACAGUUCCAGAGAAAACAAGGCAAUGACCGGUUAUCUUUUGGGGGUUCUUGCAUGAACACCGACUAAUGCUGCCCCUGGCUGUUAGGAUACAAAUACUCCACUUGUUCGUUAGUUUCUGCUUCCCGAAUGCCGUUCUCAUAAGUGUGCGGGAAGUUGGAUGGGCAGCAGUACCAAUUUGCUGGGUGUUUGCAGGGUCACGUAGCUGAAAACAGUUCCACGCCUUCGACUAUGUACCGCUGCCCGUGUUCGGGAGACAAAAUGGCCACACAGGAAAAGCACUUGAACUAAUAACCAAUUUGUGGUUAACAGGCAGGGGUGGUCGGAACGUAAAAGGUAUGAACAAGGGGAACACACAGAGUUGGUUCGGUAAACAAACGGGGGGGUGUAUAGACAGCCGAACAAAAAUAAAUUAAGAGGGUCCAUUCCACUACAAAACCUAUUAUAGGGACACUAUAGUCACCAGAAUAACUACAGCUUAAUGUAAUUGUUCGUGUGAGUAUAAUCAGUAUAUUCAGGCAUUUCCAUGCAAACACUGUCUUUUCAGAGAAAAGUCAAUGUUUACAUUGCUCCUAGGGACACCUACAAGUGGCCACUCCUCAGAUGGCCACUGGAGGUGGUUCCUGGGGCAGUGCUGUACAGUAGGCAGCACUGCGCUGAUCAGCAUAGGCUAAGCAUUGGAUUGGUUAUAAAAAAUGGCAGUUCUGAUAAAGUCACCAAGGAGGCAGAUCGGCGGCGGGGCCAGCGCCGGCAGACCCGCACGGUGAUGGAAAUAAGAUAAGUUUUAACCCCUUAUAAGGGAUUAAAGGGGGGGGGGUUACACACUAUAUGGUCAGGAAUACAUGUUUGUGUUCCUGACCCUAUAGUGCUACUUUAAAAAUGGUGGGACAUGAUUGGACCAGAUAUUGGCCUUUGUAUUGUUCAGGUGUGUACCAUUACUAUUUUUUAUUUUAUUUUAAUUUAGGUUUUGUUUUUUAUUAUUUUGUCAUAGCAAGGAUAUAAAAUGCUGCUAAUUUGUUGAGGAAAUCAGUAAGAUAUGUUAAUAUUAAUAAUUUCCAUGCUUUUUCUUGUUUCAUAUGAUCCUCAGAAUAAACUUACAUCUGUUUAGUAGUGAUCGUUGGGGCAGUAGGGGACAAAUACAGCCCUUUCUAAACUGAUGAGAACAUUAAUUUGUAUGUUUAAUAAACUCUGUAGCCUGUAAUCUCCAAAAAAAGUGUUUGUGUUUGAGUAAGGUUAAUUUAUGUUCUCCUCACUACACAUACAAGCUCUGUUUUCCAUUCUCAUGUUGGUAUAGCAGUGUGUUACUACACUUCAACCCCCUCUCAAUGAUUUUCCUGUGUUAGUGGUUGCCAUGGUGACCUGCAUUUGCUUCCUCAGACACAGUAUUUAUUACUGAGGUGUUUGCUUGUAGCUGCUAAUUAUAAGAAUAGAACAACCAUCUAAAAGUACAGUAUAUGUUAAAAUUUGCAUAGAAUUAUUAUUGGCACAAAACAGCUUCUUUGGCAUAUAAGCAAAGUAGUUGUAGUUUCAUUACAGGUAGUUAUCUUAUAUUAAUUUUAUUUUUUUCCAAAAACUACCUGUACUUUCUAAUUGUCUAGAAUAUAUUUUGCUUGGAUACGUUAUUAAAAUGCUGUAGUAUGGAAAGGAAAAAGGCAUAGGGUAAGAAAGGCUUUAGAAUAUAUACCAAUUCAAGGUUUCCAUACAUUAUGGGAAAUCCAACAAACUUUACCCCUAUUUACAUAAAACUGGAAUGCAUUUAGGAGCAUGAAGGAAUGCAACUUUGAAGUUUCAAAACUUGAAAUAAAGUCUCAGAUUUUUUUUCCCCAUUACUAAAAAUAGAAGAUUGCAGGGUUAGGCAAACUAUGGCAACAAACUGCUCAUUCGAAUGGCACAUAAGGCUAUUGAACCCUCACGCUCCUGAAGAAGCUGAGAACUCUGUUUGAGCCAUCUUGCGUCUCACCUAAGUUGGAGUAGGAUGAGUCAUUGACCGCUUUCUGCUCCAAUCCUCCCACUAUAUUUUCAAUCAGCUGCCCCUUCUACCAUUAUUUCCCCACUGUGCUGGAUAAUCACCAUCUGUAUCUGUAAGGAGCCUUACCUAACUGUGCUUAGUGCCACACAAUUCUUCAUGCACAGGAAUGCUUACCAUGGAAUGUCCCAAAGAGCUUGCAAUCUAACACGAGUUUGCAAUCUAAGAAUUGAAUAAGUGCUUUCCUAUGGGGAUUUUGAAGAUGCUGGGCAUACUCGUACGAAGCGUGACAACUUAUAGCAUCCUUUCACAGAGUUACUCUGUGUUAAUACAGAAAGCGCAUCUAGUGGCUGUGUGAGAGAUGACCACUAGAGGCAGUGUUAACCCUGCAAUAUAAAUAUUGCAGUUUCUUUGAAACUUGCAGGGCCGUUAAUGAGAUGAAUAGGGCUGGGUGCCUAUAGUGUCCAUUUAACGAUUGUAGGCAGAUAAAACUUGGGGUUGGGGUAUAGUGAGUGCCAGCCAUAGACAUAUCUAUUGUUUUAGCAAGUGUAUUAACUGUAGCACUGGUGUUCAGGGGUACAAUCAAGGGUUAUGGGAUGUAUCCAUGUGGGCAACAUGUUUUUCUACAACAAAAAAAAAAAUACCAUAUUCCACUCCAGACAUUGUCAUGCAAAAAAAGUUUUCAUUUAAUAUUAUAGCAUUACCAUCAAUGGUCAGGUCAAAAGGAAUAGUAAGAUAUACAUAAACAUAAAAGAUACAUAUGUAACGGCACCCCCAGGCAUAAAAGGGGUUAAACCGCGGUUUAGAGGAUAUUCCCCUUCCAGAUAUACAGGCAGCUACUAUAGACACCAAUCCACCGAACCGGAGAAGCAUAUGAAUGCUCUUAAACAUACGAAUGCUGUAAACAGCCGAAUAGGAAAAACCAUACGAAUAGGUUUACAUUCCUAGCAGUCAAACUGGAACAGCAUACAAUAAAUCCCCCCCAAGAACGAGACAAGGCUCCAUUUUGAGGGUCAAGCAGGAACAAACAGAGCUGUGGGUUUAUUGUUCUUAUAUACACAUUCUUACACAUUAGUACCACCCACAGGGUUUUUGAAAACAACCAAUAAACACGUACGAUACACUCAGACACUUCCACACAAAAUUCUCCCCUCUGCCUGUGAUACAAUUACCUUACACAAUAGGUAAUGUAAUUAUCACAGGCAGAGAAAUACAGUUUUUCCACAUUAUUCAUCAUUUUUAAAGUAUGCAUCACAUUCACAUAAAACUUACAUUUUCAGAAUCAGCAUACUCCAAAUACAAACAUACGUCAAAAUCAUACAAAUUGGUCUAGUGGUUCAAAAGAUAGAUCGUAGUCCUUUGUGACGAAAUGAAGCAUGGCUUUUCUGCCCAAAACCAGUUCCACAGAGUCUUCUAUCCUGAAGAUAAUUGGGAAGUAAUCCAAUUAUCCCCAAGGACAGAGGCAAAACUCCAUUGAACACAUGGCAGCAAAAGACAAUAAAAUACAUAAAAAUAUAUAACUGUGCAGCCAUUGCAUAACACAGGUACAUUCAACAUAUCCCCAGAUAGCUCAGAUCUGAGUGCACAUUAUUACUGAAUGGCGCUCAGAUCACACACAUACAGUUCAAUUGCCAUGGAGCCAAAAUCUUUCCCAUAGUCUUUCAUUAUACGAAUGGGCUCCAUGGCAUAGCUAUCUGGGGUAUCACCGCUAAAACAGGGCAAGCACCGAAUGACCCGGCUUUCGUGUCUUUGCAGGGGAGAAUCAAGCGUUUCAACAUGGGGCCAUAGUCUAAAGGGAGCAGGCGGGCAACCAGGCUCCUCCAAUGCACUGUGGCGAGAUUGCUCUCGUCACAACAUAUAUGUGUAAUUUUGUCUAUAAUACUAAGUUACUUGAUCCACUAAUGUAUCUCAAUCAUAGUGUAUUUUUAGACAGAAUGUUGUAUAAAGAGUACCUUUAUCAUAUCUAGUCUGAGUGGAAAUUACAGAAUGUAAAGGAACCUGGUAUACUGACCAUCAAGAAAUAUAAAGGUGAUGAGUUAUUGAAAGCCCCCAAUCCAUAGCAAUAUACAAAUAAGCAAGAAGCCAAAGAUAUAAAAGAAAGAGAAUAAAUAAAAUAAAUGAAUACAAACUAGAAAGUAUUUGUAUUAUAUACACAUUAAACAGCUGUUCCCCAUGCAGCCACCGGUGGCGAUGUGCUGGGAGAAUGUGAUUACUCUUCACUUCCUCCCAGCCUACAGAGCAGCGCAUGGGAGAGAGAGAGGAGGAGGCAUGAUUUAAUCUUACAGCAAAUCCAGUAAGCAAAUCUUUAUACAUUUGGGGGGAUCAGCUCUGUUUCCACAGUUUAUUGGUGUUUACUCGGUCUGUAUUAAUAUUGAGGGAUGUCUAAGUAGUGACGACAGUGUUUGUCAGCAGGGCCAGCCGUUGGGGUGUGCAAGCUGUGCGGUCACGCAGGGUGCCAUGACAACAGAGGCGCCCGGCGGCCAACACAGCUCAAAAAUUUGGGGACACCAGCAUAUUCAAUUUAAACGAAUCGCUGGUGGUACACUGGUGCGCACCAGCAGUAGGUGCAGUCAGAUCAUAUCCUCUCCCUCGUGGUUCCGGCGCUCAGUUAGUGAGUCAGAGCACAGGCACAGAGAUUCUCAGCCUGCGCUCUAACAACAUUGAAAGUCAGAGCCGUGAAGGAGCGGGUAUGGCAAAGAGCUACUGAUUAGCAUAACAUCAAUAUCCGUUAUAAAACCAGGAACAGGUGGGCAUGGAUAGUGAACUGAUUUGGUGGUGCAAUGGGCCACUUGACUGGUUUUGCCUAAGGCCGCCAGCACUCCCCUGGUGGUCACCAUCCUAGAUGGCUUGCGGGAGUGCCAAGGAGUCAGUAUACUCGAAUAAGGCGCAAUUGCUCAGAUAAAACCACAUAUAUAGAACAGGCAGAAGUCUUGACUCAUAAGUUCUUGGAGAAAGGAUAUAAUAAGGAUCAACUAGAAACCGAGGUCCAAAGGAUUGGAGAUAUAGAUAGGGGAGACCUUCUGAUUAAUAAAACCAAACCUACUACCAACUCUAAUACAGUAUUCCAGUUCUCAUUUAAUACUCAGUAUAACUCCAAAGCCUUUGCAAUUAAUAAGAUAAUCAAAAAACAUUGGAACAUACUUCAGCAUGACGAGUAUAUACGGUAAACAACUCCCAGAUAAUCCUAGGAUUAUUUACAGGAAGGGGAGGAAUUUCCCCACCCACCUCGCUCCAAGCAUGUGUAAAAAUAGAACUGAUAAUAACCUGUUAUUCCACGCAUGUUGUGUACCUCCUCACGUGUGGGUGUGGUGCACAAUAGGCGAGAAGAACGGGGAGAAAGGCCAAAACGCAUCUCCUGGAACAUAAGAACGACAUAAGGAAGGGUAUGCAGGGUCAUUCCGUUCCAGUUCAUUGUAAUUGAUGCCCACGUUUUAGCAUGCAGAACCUUUCAUGGACUGUGAUUGAACAAAUUUCACUGGAUAAGAGGGGAGGAGAUAUUGUUAUGGAGAUGGAUUCAUAACAAUAUUGAAGGGACCACGUCUAAGAAAUAUAGUGAAGUCAAACAGUAUAUAAAAGGAAACCUAAAAGUGCCAUGAAAGAGAAGGAUUCUGGAUGUUGACUUGCAUAAAGCUGGAAAGGGUUAUAAAAGUAUCUCCAAAAGCCUUGCUGUUAAUCAGUCCACGGUAGGACAAAUUGUCUAUAAAUGGAGAAAGUUCAGCACUGCUGCUACUCUCCCUAGGAGUGGCCGCCCUGUAAAGAUGACUGCACGAGCACAGUGCAGACUGCUCAAUGAGGUGAAGAAGAAUCCUAGAGUGUCCGCUAAAGACUUACAAAAGUCACUGGCAAAUGCUAACAUACCUGUUUGCGAAUAUACAAUACGUAAAACACUAAACAAGAAUGGAUUUCAUGGUAGGAUACCACAGAGGAAGCCACAGCUGUCCAAACAAAACAUUGCUGCACGUUUACAGUUUGCACAAGAGCACCUGGAUGUUCCACAGCAGUACUGGCAAAAUGUUCUGUGGACAGAUGAAACCAAAGUUGAGUUGUUUGGAAGAAACACACAACACUAUGUGUGGCGAAAAAAAGGCACAGCACACCAACAUCAAAACCUCAUCCCAACUGUGAAGUAUGGUGGUGGGGGCAUCAUGGUUUGGGGCUGCUUUGCUGCGUCAGGGCCUGGACGGAUUGCUAUCAUCGAAGGAAAAAUGAAUUCCCAAGUUUAUCAAGACAUUUUGCAGGAGAACUUAAGGCCAUCUGUCUACCAACUGAAGCUCAACAGAAGAUGUGUGUUGCAACAGGACAAUGACCCAAAGCCUGGAAGUAAAUCAACAACAGAAUGGCUUAAACAGAAGAAAAUACGCCUUCUGAAGUGGCCCAGUCAGAGUCCUGACCUCAACCCGAUUGAGAUGCUGUGGCACGACCUCAAGAAAGCAAUUCACACAAGACAUCCCAAGAAUAUUGCUGAACUGAAACCGUUCUGUAAAAAGGAAUGGUCAAGAAUUACUCCUGACCGUUGUGCACGUCUGAUCUGCAACUACAGGAAACGUUUGGUUGAAGUUAUUGCUGCCAAAGGAGGUUCAACCAGUUAUUAAAUCCAAGGGUUCACAUACUUUUUCCACCUGCACUGUGAAUGUUUACAUGGUGUGUUCAAUAACAACAUGGCAACAUUUCAUUCUUUGUGUGUUAUUAGUUUAAGCAGACUGUGAUUGUCUAUUGUUGUGACUUAGAUGAUGAUCAGAUCACAUUUUAUGACCAAUUUGUGGAGAAAUCCAUAUCAUUCCAAAGGGUUCACAUACUUUUUCUUGCAACUGUAUUUUUUGGGCUGAUAAAUAUGGCUGAAGUUCUCCACCAAAUCAUGAAUUAACACAGUCUGGUUAAGCAGAAGGUUCCUAUAAGACACUGCUGAGUUGGUAGUAUCCAAUGUUGACAAAAUAUAUGUGCCUUAGAAAAAUUAUAUUGCACAAAAAGAUAAAAAAGGAAAAAUAAAAAUGUCCUAAAUUUAUAUGGAAAAAAUAUAUAAUAUUAAAAAAAAGUCACUGUCAGAUCGUAAGAGGAUUCUCACCCAAUCUGAUGGAGUGGACACUUAGCGGGGGAUAAUGCUUAUGUCUGAUAUUCAGUCACUUUGUGUAAGAUAAUUGUUGAAGGCUCCAUAUGUGGACAUGUCCAGUCACAAAGUAACAAGGAGGAGGUAUCAGGCAGGCCCCGGACCUGCCUGAUUCUUCCUCCUUGCUACUUUGUGUCCCAAACCUGCUUGAUACCUCCUCCUCGUUACUUUGUGCCCGGACCUGCUUAAUACCUCCUCCUCGUUACUUUGUGCCCCGGACCUGCCUGAUACCUCAUCCUUGUUACUUUAUGACCGGACCAGUCAGCAUAUGGAACCUUCAACAAUUAUCUUCCUCGUGGCGACCAAAGAUGAACUUAAUAGUGUUUUUAUAUACAUUUGUGUUCCGGACCCUAUAGUGUUCCUUUAACCCCUUAAGGACACAUGACAUAUGUGACAUGUCAUGAUUCCCUUUUAUUCUAGAAGUUUGGUCCUUAAGGGGUUAAAAGAGAAUGGAUUGACUUUCCAGUUAGUUACUGAGGAUCUGUUAGUUUGUUGAGUAUCUGUGUUUUUUUUUUUUAAUGUAUCUGUUAUCUUCAUAUUUAUCAUCUAUAAUGAUAUGCAAAGCCGUCAAUGGUCUAUUAUGGAGAAUAAUGCCUUUUCAAUGUGAUUUAUGCAACAAAAAUCCUCAGAAGCAGCCUAUAAUGCAUGCACUGCCUAUCGGUGUGUAUUAUCUAAGUCUGUUCACUAACUGGCAUAUUUGUUUAGAAACUUUGGCUAAUUUUAUUUGUCUCAAUUUAGUUCUGCUAAUAGUAUUUCUCUGAGUUUUCUUGUAUUCUCUAUAGAUCAAUAGAAACCUGGUAAGAUGGGAAAAACUAAAGCUAAGCUAUAAAUAGGGAAGCUUACAGCUUGGCUAGCAUUAUAGGGUAAAUGAGAGGAUUCUUUUUAGUUGAAAUGCAUUGCUUUAUAAAUAGAGCUCUGCAUAUGUGUAUAUGUGUAUAAUGUGUUAAAGGGACACUUUUAGCACCAUAAGCACUAUAGUGCACUGUAGUGGGUAUGGUGCCGGGAGUGCCCUGGCUCUCUCAUUAUAAGUCAAACGGUGUUAGCCCUGGCAGUGCAGGGCUUUAGCACACUGGCUGAGAGCAAUCAGCUGAUGAACUGGUGCACUGCUUCAAGGUCUAUAGCUGUUGUAGUGGAAGCGGGGGUGAGGCGCUCAGGUAGCAGUAAAACCAUUCUACAGUGGAGGAGAGGAGAUGCCAGGACCUUUCUUGCACCAGAAAUACUACAGAAAACUGGUUAUAUUUGCAGUGUUCCUUAAAAAUAUAGCCUUAUGUCCUUUACAAAAAGACAAAAUAAUAAAACAAAAUGUGUAGGCCCUUUGAAGGGCCGCCUGACCAGCCAAACGAUUGUCGAUCUCUAUUUUGCAGCCAGUUCUGUCACUUUGCCACAUUGCCUCUCCCUGCAGUUAUUUUCUUUAUUAUGCCUGCUACUUCUAUGCCUGGUUCAGAUAUAAACGGAUGCUGACUUUAGAAUGUGACAGAAGAUAAGAACCGUUUGGCCAAUCUAGUCUGCCCAAUUUUCUAAAUACUUUCAUUAGUUCCUGGCCUUAUCUUAAGUCUAGUAUAGCCUUAUGCCUAUCCCACACAUGCUUAAACUGCCUCUCUGUGUUAACCACUACCAUUUCAGCUGGAAGGGUAUUCCACGCGUUCACUACCCUCUUUGUCAAGUAAUACAUCCUGAAAUUAUAUUAAAACCUUUGCCUCUCUAAUUUAAGACUACGUUCUCUUGUUGUGGUAGUUUUUCUUCUUUUCAGUAUAGUCUCCUCCUUUACUGUGUCGAUUCCCUUUAUGUAUUUAAAUGUUUCUAUCAUAAUCCCCCUCUCUUGUCUUUCCUCCAAGCUAUACAUGUUAAGAUCCUUCAACCUUUCCUGGUAAGUUGUAUCCUGCAAUCCAUGAAGCAGUUUAGUAGCCCUUCUCUGAACUCAUUCCAAAGUAUCAAUAUCCUUCUGGAGAUACGGUCUCCAGUACUGCGUACAAUACUCCAAGUGAGGUCUCAUUAGUGUUCUUUACAAUGGCAUGAGCACUUCCCUCUUUCUACUGCUAAUACCUCUCCCUUUAUAACCAAUCAUUCACUGCUGCUCUAUCACAUUGUCUGCCUACCUUUAAGUUAUCCGAAAUUAUUAUUCCUAAAUAUCUUUCCUCGGAUAUUGAGGUUAGUACUGUAUGAAAUAUUGUUUUUUUUUUUCUGCCCUUGGGUUUUUACGCCCAAUAUGCAUAAUCUUGCAUUGUCCACAUUAAAUGUCAGUUGCCACAGCUCUAACCAUUUUUCAAGUUUACCUAAAUCAUUUGCCAUUUGUCUUAUCCCUCCUGGAACAUCAACCUUGUUGCAAUUCUUAGAAUCAUCAGCCAAUCGAUAUCUCAUACCACCAAGACCUUCUGCAAUAUCACUAAUAAUAUUAAAGAGAAUAGGUCCAAGUACAGAACCCUGGUGUGCCCCACUGGUAACUAUUCCUUUCUUAGAAUAUACUCUAUUGACUACAUACCUCUUUGCCUAUCACUCAGCCACUGCCUAACCCAUUCAACAGUAUUGGAAUCCAAACUUAAAGAUUGUAGUUUAUUGAUGAGCCUUCUAUGUGCAACAGUGCCAAAAGCCUUACUGAAAUCUAGGUAAGCAAUGUCUACUGCACCACCUUGAUCUAUUACUUUAGUUACCCAGUCAAAAAAUCAAUACGAUUAGUUUGGCAUGAUCUCCCUGAAGUAAACCCAUGUCUCUGAUCUUGAAAUCCAUGUGAUUUUUAGAUGUUCAACAAUCCUAUCCAUUAACAUGGUUUCCAUUACUUUCCCCACUACUGAAGUAAGGCUUACUGGCCUAUAAUUGCCCAACUCCUCCCUACUACCUUUCUUGUAAACGGGCAUAACAUUCGCUAAUUUCCUAUAUUCUGGGACUAGUCAUGUUAACAAUGAUUGGUUAAAAAGCUAUCUUAAUAACUUUAGGUGUAUCCAAUCAGACCUCAUCAACUUAUGUCUUUAUACAGUCAGGUACACCAAGAAUAAAGAGCUCCUAUAAAAGAGAUAUACAGAGAGAUUUGGAACCAAAAUAGCCAUACUAUAUAGGGACAAAAGGGGGGUAGGCUAAUUUUCUUGCUAAACUGGACUGUACUGGAUCGUUAUGUCCUUUGGUAAAUGUUUAAUAUCAAUGUAAAAGAAAACCAAACAUCUUGUGGAAAAAAAGCUUAGCUGAUUUUUAAUGUUUUAUUCAGUGGUAUAACGUUUAGAGAGAGAGAGAGAUUUUUUUUUUUACUAACUUUAUUUUUGCAUAUAUUUUGAAGAAAAAAAAAAGUCUUCUUACCAUAAGUUACUGUUUAGUGAAUAAACACCUUUGGCUUACUACAUGUCUAUGUGGGGUUAUUUGUUUCCUCUACUGAACUUGGAGCUUCUCCAAACCCAUAACUAUAAUGGCAUUCCCUUGACCUCUUCUUCCAGCUGCUUGGUUGUUGUGGAUGAUUUCAUUGUUUUAGCUUUGUUUUUGCAAUUGGAAUUCGUGUCUGAAAAGAGGAUAGAAUAGUAGGUCUCAUUGCAAUAUAAUUUUUUCCCCAAAACAGUCCCAUGACAGAAUCAAAUAUAGGUAGACUCUCCUCGCUCAGCCAAUGCAUCACAAAGUAUUGAACAGUUUAAAAGAUGUUUCUCCCACCCAACUUACCACAGUAGUUUAAUUCACCAAAUAGUGAAUGUUAUGCUACAAUGGAGAUUUACUAUAAAUGUAGACACAUAUUUUAUAUUCCUAGUUCUUACAAAUGGGUAAAAAAGCAAAGAAAUAUUAUAAAGUAACAGGGACCUAAUAAACCGUAAAAACUAUUCAAUAUCUUUUGUCCAAAACUGGACUUAAGCUUUGAUAUAUAAACUCUAGUAAGAGGUGAAAGUGGUGACUUUGGCCAGAGUAGUUGCUCCACUAAUACUCUCAAGAAGAGGCCAAGUGUCAACUGCCAGGUCAAGCAGUGAUCUUUAUUGUGACGCUAGCCUUAUUGUCUUAUGCUUUUGGUAUGACUGAAUUAUGACCAUAACAAACUUCUUACUUAGUGGCCAAAUGGGAGUUGAGCACUACUUGAAAAUGGCAGGCAGGACAAUUUCAGGCAGAUUUCUUUCAACCCUGCAUUGCUGAAACUAAAAAAAAAAAUGUUAAUCCUAAUUUUGUGAUGGCCAUCGUCGAUCGUUCUCCAAAGAUGGCAUGCAACGAAAAACAAUUGCACAACCCACUGUAAAGCUGAAAGGCAACACCACCUUAUAAUGAAAUUGUGGAUCAUUGCAAAAUACCUUGUUGGCUUAGGAGAAUAGGAGUGGCUAAUAACUUCCAAUUCUUGCUGUUCACUGACCCAAAAAGUCACCAGAAACAGAGUCUUCAGAGUUCAGAGGUGGACUAAAAACUCAUCCAGUAAAUGUGAGCAACAGUCAAACCUACAAGACCAAGAGACCUACAAAGGAGAGUAGAGAGAUUUUACAGGGGUCUGGUCUUUAGAAUAGUACAUAAACCAACAUUGAGUCCAGUGUUUUCAGGAAGAUAGUAAAUGCCAAGUAUUGCAAAAACCUGCAUUUGUCAUGCACCAUGGCCUUGAUCUUGUGUAAUUCAGCAUGUAUACAUUUCAAGGCCGCUUGAAGCGAAGUAGGAUAGAAUUAAAAAUAUAUGCCAUACCAUUACAUUAACUUUGGUAAAGUUCUGAACCAUUAUUCAUGCUGAUUCCUGUCAUGAUUCCGUGCACUCUCCUGAUGUCUUGACUAAUGCUGGAUGCUGCUACUCUAUUUCCUUUUCUUGGUUCAGUAGUGCACAUCAGUUGCUGAAUGAAUGUUAUACCGUGUCACAUGUUUGCAAACACCUAUAUACAUUAAGAGCGCCCAAAACGGUUUCAGACCAAUGGUAAUGUGUUAAUGUCCUUUUAAAUAAAACCAUUUCUUAGACAAGGCCUCCAUCCUUCGUACCGUCAAGCUCAAUUUCCUGGAAAGGAAACGAGGGCUAACCUAAAAGAAGACGGCUAACUAUACGGUAGCAGAAAUGUGUGGUGCAACUUGUUGCCAAGUCUAAGAUUAAAAAAGACAACUGUACAAGAAGGUGCCAGGGUACUAUAUACUGGUUACAAAAUAUCCUUAAACAGUUACUACAAAUAUAAUAUCUUCAUAGUCUCUUUUCACUAACAGAUAUUCUUUAUUCACUGAUACUUUAGUUUCCCUUGGUCAUGAUUCUAAUGCCUCCAACUCAGUGUGCCCUACUUUAACCUAUGUGCCUUUCAAAGUUGAAACAUCUGGAAUAUUAAUUUUCUUUAUUAUUUAAAUUUUUAUUUAAGACGCCAGUUGAAUUGGUGGUACCAGGAGGGCGAAAGAGUUGUUUAUAUUCACUACAUGUUUUCCACAGACUCCUUCAUUCUGCCUGGUGCUCUUUCACAAGCCAUAUCAAAGUCACGUGUUGCCUUUACCCAACAGUCGCAAUGACUUCAAUGUGAGCCAACAAUUUAUCCCACUAGAUGUAAAUAAUACAAUCCCUUCUUUGUCUAAUGUAUAUCUUUGGAUUGUGUUUAAAUGUGAUUUAAAAUAAAACUCAAUAGUUUAUUUUCCAUAAAAAUUCUGUCUAAAUGAAAGUACCAGAAGUGACGGUCCACAUUAAAAACUGCUGUGAUGCACAAUGUUGGCAGGGAAUUACAUUUUGUAAUUUUUGAUUUUAUGCAUUAUGUAAGUUCUUUACAUCCGUGUUUUUCUUUUAUCCUAUGCGGCUCGUGUACUUUGUUCCAGGUGUGACUUUUGUAAAACAUGCUUAUCUCUCCCCCCCUCCCCCUGUAGAGGUCAAAUUAUAAAUAGUAUGUGGCAUUUGCGUUUGUCCCCAGCUGUUUAUUAUACAUAAACCUUUUAUGUUUUGAAUAGUGUUUUGUCUUGUAUUAAUCACACAUUUUCCUUUAUACUCUUGACUGAAAGAGGGUAAACUGAAAAAUCAGCCCACAUAACCACAAAACUACAGUUAUUUCUUUAAUCCAUGCUGUAUUACACCACAGCAGGAAUAUGCAUUAAGCAUUCCAUAUGAAAUAGGAUGAAACAUAAUAGCAUUAGCAGCUUUGCCCUUUUGCAUAUGGCUUCUCCCAGUACUUGGAUGCAGUGGAAACAAACCUUGCAUAUCACAAUAUCACAAUACCGCAAUUUAGCUCUGAAUGUUUUUAUGCAGUGGAAAAAAAUCAUUGAGCAUUCCCUGUGGCUACUAAUUCUGGUUCAGCUUGCUCAAAUCAGUGUAAACCUAUCUUAGGCUCCACCUGUGCCCCUUAUUGUGACACUGCAGUGUUUCUGCAGUCAAUAUAAACCUUGCACUUAACCUGCUCCUCUAUUAAUAGCACUGCAUGAGGAUACAAUCCUCACCCUUUGCUGUGACUCUACAAAUUGGAUAAAUAUGUAUGCAUGUUACUAUAUUUUACCUUUUAAUAUGGCCUUCUAUAAACAAGUUGUGCACUCCAACAUGUUCUCAAAUUGGGAUCUUGAGGAUUUAUGCUUUUUCAUUUGCCAGGGCUGGAUUUCCACUUGCCAAUGGCUAGCUUUGGCCAGGAUUUGUGAUUAAGUGGCUACUAAAAAAGACUGGACAUUUUGAAUACCCUGGAUUCUCCAUUUUGUUUCAGAUUGUACGCCAUGGGGAUAAUUUAUAUUCCUAGGCUUCCAUACGGUCUCAAAUGCAACAUAGGCCCAGCAAACCAAUCUGGCAAAUUUCAAUGUCCUAUAUUUGACACUGUAACUUUCCAAAACACCAUAAAACCUUUACAUGGGAUGCAUCGUUGUAUAUGUGGGAUGUCACAGCAUCCAUAUAUGUGUGUUUUAUUGUAGUAAAAUGUAACAGUAAUAUAUUAAAAUGUCAUGCAGAAAUUGGAAAAUAACAUUUAAAUUUCUGACACUUUUUUAUUUUUUUAUUUUUAUAUAAUGUCUCAUUUAAAAAAAAUAAAAAAUUUACUAGGAAGGAUACAUUGAGAUUUCUCUUGUUUUAAAUAUUUUAUGUGAAAUUAAAGCCCUAUUUGUCCUGAACAAAAUUACAUACAAAAAAUGUGGGUUCAUGUAACAUGAAAUAAGUCAAUUAUGGUUGAACAAACAUAUAGCUCAAAUUCUAGGUUUUGUUUUGGUUCAGAACUUGGACAGUUGCCUCUGUCCUUAAGAGAUUAAGCACAUAUACCGAGAAUAGAACAGGGUAGGUAGAACAGUCAGAAACAUACCUCAUUGACCUGGUUGGCAUUAAGUAAUGCUUUUGUCAAUUGUCCAAGAGUUCUUCCACAUUGUAGAGUGGUGCAGGAUAGCUCGUGGUAUAAAGAACUUAUUAAACAUGCAAAAAGUAGUGACUAUAGAAAUUUCCUCUGCUCUUUGUAAGUGUCUUAGAAAGCGUCAAUUUACAGCACUUCAUGAAGCUGAACAUGGUGUUUUGACCUGGAAAGCAUUAGUGUUUGUUAUAAUUAAAAUAUUGUAUAUUGGGAACAAUGUAGGUUGUGGUUGUAGAACUGUUGUGUAAAAUAACAUCUUUGGGGGAGGAGGGGGAAUUGAUUUUGAAGGCCUUGGAUAUUGUUUCUUCUCCCUAUUUUAUUCUACAUUGUGGUCAUGUCUAGGAUGCAUACGGGGACAAAUGGUAAACGUUCAGUUAAGUAUUUGUCUCAUUGUUCAAAGGAGUCGACUCUGUCUCAUUGUUCAAAGGAAUAGACUUGUUGCUGCAUGCCCUGUCUGAGUACUUUAAUUUUCUUCUAAGGGCAUCCAUCAAGAGAACAUUUCAGAUUAUGUUUUGGUUGUAGUAGGGAACAAUGCUAGGGAAUAUUUGAGGGAGCUUGUGGUGGUACCAGGAGUCAGAAUCCCAUAGUGAUGUCAUGGUACGGCACAAGCUUAGAGACUGGCAUACAAUUAUAUCCUGUGAUAAGUCCUUGUCUGAUGAGGUAAUGAGGUGAUUGCUGUAGUGGUAGAUUUUGAUGAAUUCCCAUUGACAAAGAGUUUGGAAUUGAUUCAGGAGUCUUUUAUAUGCACUGUCUUGUUAAAAUUGUGCGACUUUUAUGUGGUUAACAGAAUCCUGCACACUCACUAAACACCAGCUUCAAAGUUCACAAAACUUGAUAGUUUAAAAAACCACGAAAAUGCCUGACGUAGGUAGGCAAAGAUAAUGGGUUUAGUUACAGUAUAUUAUCAUACAUUGCAUAAGCAUGCAACAACAGCAAUGUACUCAAUUGUGGCAGGUUCUAUUCUAGCAACCUAAUGCCUACUCUUAUGAAAAUACUUGAUAAAUUCUUCCUCCUGGGACUCUCUGCAGUGCAAGGUUAAAUAGAGCCCUGGAAUACAGCAUGUGUGACCCCCCCUUCACACACACUUAUAUUAUGUGCACUUUCUGCUUGACCUGCUGUUGUUUUUAUUUCACCAGUUGUAGGUCAGCUUUUUAGCUUUCGGUUUAUGGAUGGUGGUGUUCAGGGGCUGACUAACCACUCUGGCACAUUGGUCAUGGACCGAAGGCCCGAGACAGCCAGGGGCCUGGCUGCACAGCCAUGCUCUAGCUGGAGAGAUCAGUUUAGAGAUCUCUCCAACUGGAAAGGCAAAUGUUUAAAAUAAAUCUCUUGUAUAGAUAGGAUGUGGGGCCCCAAAGAACGUGCAGGGCCCCAGCAACCUACUGCACUGCAGAUCACCUCUCCCCCCACCCUCAAAGGACACCUGCCCUCUCGCUCUCUCCACCAGAUCUCCUUCUUCCUAUACCAUGCGGCUCUCUGUGUGAUGGGAGAGGCAGGGCUAGAAAAUGACAUCACUUCCUGUACUCUCCUCUCACACAGAGCCCUCUCACAGCCAGCAAGGGGAAGGAGCAGCAGCCUGUCAGAGACUACGAGGAACAUGAUAGAAGUAGGGAAUAAGAAGGGGAAGAUGGGGAGAGACCGCAGGGAGCAGAGUGAGGUAGGAAAUAAAAAGGGGAAGAUGGGGAGAGACCACAGGGAGCAGAGAGGGGUAGGAAAAAAAAAGGGGGAGAUGGGGAGAGACUGCAUGGAGCAGAGAGAGGUAGGAAAUAAAAAGGGGGAGAUGGGGAGAGACUGCAGGGAGCAGAGAGAGGUAGGAAAUAAAAAGGGGGAGAUGGGGAGAGAGCACAUGGAGCAGAGAGAGGUAGGAUUUAAAAAGGGGAAGAUGGGGAAGGAAAAGUUAAUGAAAGGAAUAGAAACAUAGAGGAGAGACGAGGAGUGUCAUAGAAAUAUAACAAUGUAAGAAACAUGUCAUGGAAGAGAUGUAGGGAGAAAAUCAUUGUAAGAGGAUUAUAUGGAGACAGCAAUGGAAAAAAUAAAUUAAGAUGAUUGAAAAGUAUGGGGAAAGGGAAAUAGGGGCUGCUGGAAAGACAGGGGUGGAGAGUUACGGGAUUAAGGCUGCUGGUAAUGUGAAAUAUGUAAUGAUGGGGCUGUACAGAAUGUUAGUUUGUGUGUGUAUGGGUCAGAGUUUGUGUUUGUGGAUACGUGUAUCAGUUAUUGUGUCAGAAUGACUGUGUGUAGGUCAUUGAUUGUGUCAGAAUGACAGUGUGUGGGUCAUUGAUUGUGUCAGAAUGACAGUGUGUGGGUCAUUGAUUGUGUCAGAAUGACAGUGUGUAGGUCAGUGAUUGUGUCAGGAUGACAGUGUGUGGGUCAGUGAUUGUGUCAGGAUGACAAUGUGUGGGUCAUUGUGUCAGAAUGACAGUGUGUGGGUCAGUGAUUGUGAGCGUCAUUAAUUGUGUGAGAAUAACUGUGUGGGUCAGUGAUUGUGUGUUCCAGUGUGUAUGCCAAAGAAAGUCAGUGUGUAGUUGGAUAGCGACAAGGUUUGAUUAAACAAUUUAUACUUAAAUUUUUUGAUAGUAUUAUGCAUAUAUAGAAAUGUAUAUUAACAUGUAUAUUAUAUUAAUAUUUACUUGUGCAUUUAUUACAAGCCUUGUUUAUAUUGUUAUAUUUAAAACACUCAAAUUGUAGAGAAUAAAAGCCUGAAUCGCAUUACUUUUAAAAAUACAGCCCUCCCACCAUCACCACCUUUCCCUCUCCCCAACCCCCCCCCUUUUUUUUUUUUAUUCCACGCCCCUGCACAUGCAGUCACACACCAAUACUCAUUACACAUAUGCAUUCACAUUUACACUAGAUACAAAAAAAGCACAUGUAGUCAUCCAUACAUGCAUUCACACAGACUCAAAUACAAACAUGCAUUGAUACACAGGUCUUCACACUGUACACAUCCAAAGGAAUGCCGUAUUAAAUGAGUUAUAUUUAACAUUUAUUUUAAUGCACAUAUAUUUAGCCUCCAAAGGGCCUGCAAUCUGAUUUUGGCCGGGGGCCCCAAAGGCUCUUAGUCCAUCCCUGGUGGUAUUUGAGGUAUCAACUAUGUACCCACUUCAUUAUCUGUUUUAACUAAUUAAUAUGAAUUGAAAGCAACUGAUGCAAGUUGUUAUAGUAUGUUAUACAAUCUCCAGAGGUGAUUAACCCUCAGGAGAUUUCAGCACAUCAGAUGCAAUUCUUUAAAAAGGUCAACUUAAUCACAUUGGCUGUGAACAAGCCACUAGACAUUGUAAUUAAACAUAUGGGGUUUAAACACAUGUGUUUUCCACAAGCAAUUAGAGAUAUUAAUUAAACAAAGAAAGGCUGAAGGUGACUUUAUCAGAAUGGUGUGGUAAACUAAUGAAAAUAAUAGAAUUAUUGGGGGGAAAUAGUUAAUCAGUUAUGGUUAGAAUUUUGUAACUUGAAUGUUUAUAUGUAAAUUCAAAUGUAUGUAGCAGGAUAUAACACCAUUGCUGAUAGUGAUUUAAUGAAAUCACCUUCUAGCAGCCUGAAUGUACCACUUACCAAGUAAGUGGUAGUAGAUUAUCUUCAACAAAAUUAAAAAUUAAAAUGUGGAACUCAGGGCUCUUGGCCCUCUUUAAUGCCUAUUUAUAAUUUUAAAAUGCACUACUGAAGUUGCACAACUAAAAUAAAUGCAGCGACUAUGCAAAUAUUUAUUUUUAAGGGGAGAGCACUGAUUGGCUUACACCACAACCAUUUACUGUUUGAUGCUGAGGUUGCCGCAGUCUGAGGAUAGCCAGUCAUUACUGGUAUAUUUAAAAUUGUAGCCAGAUCUUUCCUAGAAUAACUCUUUAGCAGUUUAACCCCUUAAGACCGCAGGGCGUUCUAUGCCGUCCCUAUUUUGAUGGCUGUUAACGCCGCAGGGCGGCAUAGAACGCCCUGCGAUCUUAUGUACUUACCCGAUCGCAGUAUGGGGACUUACCUGGGAGCCCAGGGAGUCCCCCCUCCGUCCUCUUCGGACCCCCCAUGGGCCAUGUGAUCGCAAGGUCCUUGCGAGGACUUCUCGAUCACAUGGACGGCAUAGCCGUCCACAGCAAUGCCAGCAGGGGGAGUGCCUGUAAUGACAGGUACUCCCCCUACUGUCUGAAAAUGAAAUAAAAUAAGUUAAAACAGUGUCAAAAUAAAGAAUAUAUACUUAGAUCAUAUAUAUAUUUAUUAUUUAUAUGAUCUAAGUGUAUAUAUACACAUACACUGUCUAAGUGUAUUUUAAUAUUAAUAUAUACAUAAUUAUAUAUAUAUUAAUAUCAAAAUACACGUACAAUGAUAUUGAUUAAAUAUAUAUAUAAUUUUCAUUAUAUAUAUAUAUUUAUAUAUAAUACAAAAUAAAUAUGUAAUACGUUAAAAAACAAAAUAUAAAAAAUAAAUAGAUAUCAAAAUACAUGUAGAAAGAAAUCAUAUAUAUAUAGCUAUAUACAUAAGUAUAUACGUAUAUAUCACUAUUAGUGAUGUCCCGAGCGGUUCGCCGAACGGUUCGCAGUCAGCAGACACAUUCCAGCCAAUCAGCAGCAGACCCUCCCUCCCAGACCCUCCCACCUCCUGGACAGCUCAUUAAGAAUGCAGCUUGACAAAGAAUGUAAAAUGGAUGCUGUCCAGGAGGUGGGAGGGUCUACUGCUGAUUGGCUGGAAUGUGUCUGCUGACUGUGAGGCACAGGGUCAAAGUUUACUCAAUGAUGAGUUUGCGGCGAACCGUUCGGGACAUCACUAAUCACUAUAUAUACACCUAUAUAUAAAUAAAAAUAAUUUUACUUUUUUUUUAUAUAUGUACACACACAUACACAUGUGUGUUUGUGUAUGUAUGUGUGUAUAUAUAUAUAUAUAUAUAUAUAUAUAUAAAAUAAUAAUUCUACAUAUAUAUUAAUGUAAUAAUUUUACAUAAUUAGGUCAUUUUAUUAAAGGGACACUAUAGUCACCAGUGCAACUACAUGUAUUCCUGACCCUAUAGUGUUAACACCAUCAUCUAGCCCCCCUGGGCCCCUCAUGCCUCCAUAAAUAUAGCAACAUCUUACUACUGUAUUCAAGCCAGAAACUGUAACUCUGCAUGCUGUUUGCCUAAAAAAAAAAAACAGUCUGCUGACAUCAUCAGAAGUUGUAGCCUGAUCCAUUCACAAUGCUUCACCAUAGGAUUGGCUGAGACUGACAAGGAGGCAGAUCAUGGGCAGAGCCAGCAUGGUUCAAACACAGUCCUGGCCAAUCAGUAUCUCCUCAUAGAGAUUAACUGAAUCAAUGAAUCUCUAUGAGGAAAGUUCAGUGUCUGCAUGCAGUGGGAGGAGAUACUGAAUCACAGGAUGCUCAUGCACAGCAGAUCUGAGUGGAUGGAGGCAUAUUAUGCCUCCAUCAACUCCGAAGUCCCUCUGGUUCACUGUGAGUGACUGCAACUGGACAUGUUCCCAGCUUUCAAUGUAAACACUGUAUUUUCUCAGAAAAUACAGUGUUUACAUGAGAGAGGCUGCAGGGAGCUAUAGUUCUCACCUGAACAACCUCAUUAAGCUGGAGUUUUUCAGGUGACUAUAGUGUCCCUUUAAUUACAAUUUGCAGGACCUGCCUGACAACCCAUGCCGAAAGUUCAGGGAAUGUAAUUUGCUAGAACUAUAUUUAACCCUGUAACUUUCCAAGACUCCAUAAAACCUGUCCAUGGGGGGUACUGUUUUACUCAGAAGACUUUGCUGAACACAAAUAUUAGUCAAACAGUCAAAUGUAAUACAACGACGAUAUCGUCAAUGACAGUGAAAUUUUUUCCAUUUUUCACACACAAAUGGCACUUACACUGACGAUAUAAUUGUUGUGAUACAUUUUACUGUUUUGAAACACUAAUAUUUGUGUUCAGCGAAGUCUACCGAGUAUAACAAUACCCCUCAUGUACAGGUUUUAUGGUGUUUUCAAAAGUUACAGAGUCAAAUAUAAGGCUUGCGUUUUUUCACAUUAAAAUUCGCCAGGUUGGUUAUGUUGCCUUUGAGACCGUACAGUAGCCCAGGAAUGAAAAUUACCCCCAUGAUGGCAUACCAUUUGCAAUAGUAGACAACCUAUGGUAUUGCAAAUGGGGUAUGUUCAGUCUUUUUUAGUAGCCACUUAGUCACAAACACUGGCCAAAAUUGGCGUUCAAAUUUGUUUUUUGCAUUUUAAAAUAUUAACACUAACUUUGGCCAGUGUUUGUGACCAAGUGGCUACUAAAAAAGAGAGUAUUUUGACAUUCACAGUUAAAAUGUCACAUAUAACUAAGAAAAUUUUAAAAAAUCUUAUUUUCUCCCAUUUGUUUUUUAUAUUUUAUUCAUAUUAAAUUAUGUUCCAUACCUAAAUAUUUGAUGUUAAAUAAAAGCCCUGUUUCCCCUGAAUAAAAUGAAAUAUAAUAAGUGUGGAUGCAUUUAAUUUGAAAGAGGUGAAUUACGGUUGAACAGACAUAUAGCGCAAAUGCCAGGUUUUGUUUACGUUUUGUUUUGAUCACAACUUGUACAUUUGGCUGCGGUCUUAUGGGGUUAACAGAAUUAAGCUCUAUUUUAAAACUUGUCUUCUCGCUCACAGAUUUAUUUACUCUGGGUUGCCAGUACAAGUUUAACAUGUAAUUUUGAAUAACAUGUUACUUCUUUAGUGCAACUGCACACAUUGCUUGUACAGGUCAUGCACAAGGGAGUAUGCAUUACAAACAGGUAUAUAUAUUACUCUGCUAUUGGUUCACAGAGAGGGAAGAAUACGUGUUGUUUUGUUUUUCUCAUGUGUCCGUCUUGUGUGCCAUUAGAUUAGGAUAAACAAUUAUUUUCCAAAACUUAAAAAAAAAAAAAAACAGUAGUAUCGUUGGCAAUAACUGCAACUGUGAAGUAAUAUUAAGCUACAGAAGCCACUCUACAUAGGAAGCAAAUGGCAAGGUUGUGUAUUGGCCUUGGUUUGUGUCCUCAAGAAUCUACUGUGAUUUUGCACACUAUAAAUAGCUUUACUUGGAUAACCAAUUUAUUUUAUUAGAUAUUGUAUGUAUUUACAUUUAACAAUUCUUAAUUUAGUUCUUACUUUAGUUUUGUGUGAGCUCCCAGUGGUAUUUACAAGAAAUGCACAUGGAUAACACUACAUAUAGCUGUGAUUAUGCAAAGGUAAAAUUUACAGAGCAAAUGUUGUUUUAGACACAAAUAUGAUUUGCAUUCAAAGGAAGACAUUUUCAUUUUGAGUUUCUACACCUGCCUAAUAACACAUUUUUGUUUUCUUUUUUAAAUAAUGUGUAUACAGCAUAAACAGUCAUUCAGUUGAUGUUAAGAGUUGAUAGAUUACUUAUGUUUAGAGCAUACCAUACUCCGCUUUUUACAGAACUCUACCUUUGUCAGCAAAAACACUUAAAGGGACACUAUACUCACCAGAACAACUACAGCAUAUUGUAUUUUUUUCUGGUGAGUAGAAUCAUUCACUUCAGGCUUUUUGAAGUAUAACACUGUAUUUUCAGAGAAAAUGCAGUGUUUUCAUUACAGCCUAAGGAUGCCUCCACUCGUCACUCCUCAGAUGGCUACUAGAGGUGCUUCCUGGGGCAGUGCUGCCUAGUGUGCAGCACUGCCAUUCAAUGUCUCCACCUUCUGCGUGCUGACACUGAACUUUCCUCCUAGACAUUCUUUGAUUCACUUAAUCUCUAUGAGGAGAUGCUGAUUGGAGAGAGCUGUGUUUGGCUUGUGCUGGCUCUGUCCCUGAUCUGCUUCCUUGACAAUCUAAUGCUUGCCUAUGGGAAAGUAUUGUGAUUGGCUCAGAACACCACUUUUGUCAGCCAAGGAGACAGAUCAGGGGCAGAGCCAGCAGCAGCAGACUGGAGUAAAGGUAAGAAUUUGCCAAAUUUAGAGGGGCCAGGGGGGCUCGAUGGUGGUUUUAAUACUAUAGGGUCCAGAAUAUGUUUGUGUUCAUGACCCUAUGGUGUUCGCUUAAUAAUUCCAGCUCACUUUCAUAGUCUGCCGAGUGUAGUAGAUAUGUAAAGAUCAUCUUGUAAUGUAAUAUGUUAGGUUAAAGUAUUGUUAACUGAUACUACUUAUAUAGCAGCAAAUAUUGUUUUAUAUAGAAGUGUAAUAUAGUGGCAAUUUAAGGUUUUAUUUUAGCAGUGUGUUUUAAAUUCUUUCCAUUUAUAUAUAAUAUAUAUUAUGUUUUAUGUUUCUCUAUUUCAAUGUUAUCCUCUGUUAAAUGCACACUGACGGGGGGCGUGGUCUGACCAAGGAGCGAGCAUAGAUAGUUACAUAGUUACAUAGCUGAAAAGAGACUUGCGUCCUUCAAGUUCAGUCUUCCUCACAUUUGUUUUUUGCUGUUGAUCCAAAAGCGGAGAUGUGCUCGAGUGAAGCUCCGCUCUGUAACCGCCACCAUAAGCUAGAAAAAGCUAUAAAACUAGCCAAAAACAAGCGUAACUUGCCUACAUGGAUAAAAAAAGCACCAAAAAUAUCCUCCAAGAAUGGCCUGGACCCGUGGUCAACAGUUGCCGUCCUGUUCGCGGCCUCUCAGGCCUUACCACCCGCUCUGCAAGAUUGGGGCCACUCGGAAUCGCCUACAAAGUCUGCACCGCCGCAAGGGUGCCGGGUGCUCUGCCGGAGCCUGAUGCGGCUCGGAUUCUGUCCACCCUAGCUGAGGUGAAAACGUACCUUGCUAGCGAGAUCACCAGGUCCACCAGUGUGUUUCAAGGCAAGAUCCAAGCGCUGGGCAUACGGGCGGCCAGAUUGGAACGGCGAUUGGAGUCCACGAUGGAGGCACAUAAUAAGGCGGCUGCCCGGAUUAACUCCCUCACGGCCCGGGUCCUGGCAAAAAAAACUGGCAAUUGAGGAUAUGGGCAAUCACUCACGACGCAACAAUGUGCAUCUCAGGUUACUCCCUGAACGCGCCGGUGAGGAUCCUCUAGCGGAACUAGUGGUGAGCACCUUCAAACCACUGCUCCCUGAGAUUCCGGACCACUUGUGGCAUGUGGAGCAGGCGCACAGAGCACUGCUGGCCAGGAGGCUGGAUCAGAAUGUCCCAAGUUCAUACGUUCAUACGCUUUCACAGAGCGCCCUAUUACGUACCAAGGCGACUCCUUCUCGCUGUACUACCGGUCUCCACUAACCCUGCAGAAGAGACGGGAGUGGAGGCCAAUCACGGAGGUCCUUCGGUUGGCUAAUGUCCGGUACGCAUCUUUUUACCCUCCUCGUUUUCAAAGAUGGCUGCCCGCUCGUACUGCAGCCAAGAGGGGAUGCGGUUGUCUGGGUGCUCUGGGGCUCCAGGCACCUUGCAACCUGCCACCCACAACGGGAGAACCUGCAGACCUGCCGCAGAAUGGUUCCAGGCCGGCGAGUGAGAUCCUGUGCUGUGUGUCACGAUGGUGCUCUAUAUCCUGGCUCCUAGAGUCAAGCAUCAAGCAUCAUUACCAUUACAGUCCUUUGAAGGUGCGAGGACUAACCUCCUACAAUUCCCUAGCCUAGACACUCAUUCACUGUGCUCUCUCAGACAAUGAAUGACUGUCUGUGUAAAGAAUAUGCACGGAAUUGACAUUAACCAGUCCAGAACCCUCAUUCCGGGCUUGCUAAUGACGCUGGCGAAGAUGAAUUUACACCUCCAGCAGCAACGUUGGCUAUCACAGUACAGGGUCAUUGAAGUAGUCAUGUUGCUUGGAUUAACUUUUUAAUAGUACUUAAUGGAUGUUUCCGCUUUCCCUUUGGAAAAGAGGGUUAAAUAUUUACUCCAAGAACCAUGUCAUGUUGCCUUGAGUAUGUAUGUCAUAGGCGUGCGCACGGGGUGUGCCGGGUGUGCCUGGGCACACCCUAAUCCCGCGGCACGCCUAUGCAUAUUGAGACCGGCAGGGGAGAUCUCAGGAUCUCCCCUGUCGGCUCAUGCAGAGCCGGCGCUAUCCGAGCGCCGGCUCUGCUCUCAGCCUCCCUCCCCACUGACCCACAUGCAGGGAGGGAGGCAGGAGAGGACCAGGCGGAGCUAUUGCCGGCAGCUCCGCCGGGUUCCUCUCGCGAGAUAUGAGCGUUGCCGCGGCAACGCUCAAAUCUCGCGAGAGUGAACUCUAGCCCCACAGGGGGCUAGAGUUCACUCUCCACUGGACCGCCAGGGAUCACAGCAGCAAGGAUCCCCUCCUCCACUGGACCACCAGGGAAGGAAGCAGCAGCACGAUCCCCCCUCCCUACAAAAGGUAAGAAGGGAGGGGGGAUAGCAAAUAAUGUACCCCCACCUCCACCCCCACAAUCACCCACCCACACACAUACAACACACAGCACCACACAUUCAGCACCCACAGACAUACAGCACCCACACACAUUCAGCACCCACACACACAGCACCCACACAUACACAGCACCCACACACAUUCAGCACACACAGACAUACAGCACCCACACACAUUCAGCACCCACACACAUUCAGCACCCACACAGCACCCACACACAUACAGCACCCACAGACAUACACAGCACCCACAGACAUACACAGCACCCACAGACAUACACAGCACCCACAGACAUACACAGCACCCACAGACAUACACAGCACCCCCCACAGACAUACAGCACCCCCCACAGACAUAUACAGCACCCACAGACAUACACAGCACCCACAGACACACACAUCACCCACACACAUACAGCACCCACAGACAUACACAGCACACACAUACAGCACCCUCACAAACACACACAGCACCCUCACAGCACACUAACAGUACCCUCACAAACACAAACAGGACCCUAACAAACACACACACAGCACACUACCAGUACCCUCACACACAAACAGCACCCUCACACACAGUACAUUAACAGCACCCUCACAAGCGCACACACACACACAAACAGCACCCUCACACACAGUACAUUAACAGCAUCCUCACAAGCACGCACACACAAACACCCUCACCCACAUAGCACACUACCAGCAUCGUCACACACACAUCACACUAACAGCACCCUCACACAGCACACACACACACACAUAGCAGUGUGUGUAUGUGUGUAUAUAUGUGUAUGUAUAUACAUACAUACAUAUAUAUAUGCGGCGUGUGCUUGUGCUUUAGGGUGCACACCCUAAUGCAAUAGGCUGCGCACGCCUAUGAUGUAUGUGCAGUCUUUCACUGACAGGAUUGUUUACUAAAGUGAGAAUUCAAAAUUUUAGGCUAAAGGUCAUGCAUAACUGACUUAGAGAAUUUGUCAAAUUUGGCUAUUUUUGUCUUAAAUUGAAAUUCACUUUGGAUUCCCACAGAGCUAAAGCCCUAUUGCCAGUAGUAUAACUUCACAUCUAGCAGUUAUUAGCCAUCAAUAGUCCCCUUGUCUGUAGCCUGUUAUGACUAUGGGGAAGGACAUACUGUAAGUCUAACAUGCAUAUUAGUGUCCUCUUUUUAUCUCAUAUCUACUUGAUGAGUGUUUGUAUCUCUGUGAAUCCUUACUUUGUUUGUUUGUUUUUGUUGCUUUGUUAUAAACUAAAUAAUGCAUGAAAAAGGAGUAGGACUCCAACCUGUAGUGUCCCUUUAAGUAAACAGUGCAACCUACACACACAAAAAUAUUCAUGCAGUUGAAUACUGUUCACUGAAUCUUGUCUGAAACAAACUGAGUGCUUCCUCUUCUUGCAUCUGUUACUUCUCUGAACUGUGGCAUGACAAUGGUGGCAUCACAUCCCAAAACCAGUUAUUGAUGUAAUUCUUAAAAUUCAUAAGCACACGUGUACAUCAAGCUAUAAGCUGCCCAUCAAAAUAGCUUGAAUAUCUUUUCAGCAUAUGGGAUUCAGAGAAAUUGCUUUAAAGCAACAACUCACCCUUUCUAUCAAGCUCUAUUUGUAUUUUCUUCCCUACUUUAUUUCCAGAAGAUAUUGUAAAUGUGUCAGGAUAAAGAUAGAUGAUCUCCAACCUGUAGGUGAUUGUUGUGUGCUGAUAUUAGGGUGAGCUACUGCAAGGAGGCUGACCAACAACAAGCAGACAUGGUUGUGCCUUUUGCCUUGCCUUUGUUAGAAACUAAAUGUUCAUGGAAAUUUCUUCUCUUUAUAAUAUAUUCUCUACAUCUGUAAAUAUUGUAGAGUACUUGACGUCUCUUUGAUAAUGAUCACCAUUUUCCCACUUAAUUGUUCAUUCACCAUAACUAGUUACAUUAUUAACCUCCCAGGUUUUUCCCUGAAUCCCUGUUGUGCCAUAUUGCUAUUCUCAAUGUCAGCUUCGCGUCAGUGUUGAUGAUCUCAGCUAAUCAAAUGCUUUGUCAUAGAUAAGCAAUGGGAUGCUAUUGCAUGCUUGAACAGUAAAGAGAACUGCGCCCAGACCACUUCAUUGAAAUAUAGUGAUCUGGGUGUCAGUGUCUAUAUAAGUGACAUAUUCAUAGAGAUUGCCAAUAUAAACAUUAGGCUGUUUGUGGGUGGGAGGAGUACUGUUGCGAUUCAGUUGAAAUAUGUGGCUUGAAUUCUCUAUCUCUCAUAAACAUUCCUUGUGUAUGUAUGAUUGUAGAAAAAGCUGUGGCUUCAGUUGAACUGUUUUUACUCCUAUGUGGGAAACCACAUACUCUAAGGUGGGGACGUUGUUGCCUGCCAAUCUAAUGUUGGCUUCAGGAAGUGGUCUCUGCAUGUUUUUAGUGAAACAUCACAAACGUGCUACCUUGUUGUAUCAGCUUCUUAGAAUCAUACUAAUUGUAUCACCUGUGCAGCACACAGCUUCUUUGAUAAUUUUAUAUUGCUUUAACUCAGGCUUUGGUCUUGUUGCUAUAUGAUAUUUGUAAAAAUGUAUUGUGCGUAGCUGCAAGAAGGACAUUUUUUUUACUUUUUUUUUUAUAGGAGCAAUGUAAUUAUGUAACCAGAGUAAAAGUUUAAUGAUCACACAUAUUGUGCGCGCGCGUGUGUGUGUGUAUAUUUAUAUAUAUAUAUAUAUAUAUAUAUAUAUCAUAUACUGGUGAUCAUUCCAGUAUACUUUGUUACUAUGUGAAUGUUACCACCUUACUUAAUAGUAGUUUUUUUUUCACUCCUCCUCUUUUGCAGGUCCCGACAGAUCAAAAUGAUACAACAGCAGAACUCUUAAUAGACGACUACAAAAAAAUGGGAACACUGUUUGGAGAACUCAAUAAGAUUCUGGUUGGAGCAGGUUUUUCUCGGAUGUACUUUGGUGAAAGGACUGUUGAACCGGUGCUUGUGUUGUUUUUUGCGGUCAUGCUGUGGUUCCUCGGUUUGCAAGCUCUAGGACUGGUAUCAAUACUAUGCCUUGUUAUUCUUCAUAUACAGAAAUAGAGCAAAGCACAUUAUUUUGCGUAAAUCUUUUGUUUUUAUGUAAAGUUAUUGUAUUUAAAAGAUGUAUUUGUUUUUAACAGAAAGGCACAAGCAAUAUUGUAACUGGUCCUCAAAUGCCAAUGCUAAACCCACUAUCCAGUAACAAAUUUACAUUUGGUGAAUGGACAAUUAAAUCUAUUUAAAAAAAAAAAAAAAAAGUUUAAAUAUAAGAGUGAAGACUUUGAUACUUUUUAUAUUCACUUAGCGUCCGGUAAUAAAUGUAUGCAAAAAAAAAAAGUAACCAAUUGUAAAACAGAAUUGCUGUUGGUGGCAUAUUUUUAUUGUGUUUUUUUUAUUCUGUUUAUUUUACAAGCCAAAUAACAGAUUAGUACCGAAACACCUGUUUCUCUGUCUGGUACAUAAUUUCCUGUGUGUGUAUACCUGGUCUUCCAUUACUAAAAUGAUUAUGCUGCGACAUGUCUCAUUAAUCACCUACCACAGCUUAACAGUAGUGCUAUAUGUUUAUUAAUUAUACAGCACCAUCAACAUAAAGUUUUCAAGGGGCUACUGCAUGCAUUUACUGCAAUUUCAGGUAUAGUAAUCUAAUACAAAAACUUCUUUAAAUGUACAAUAUAGUCACCAAAACAGCUUUAGCUUAACAAAGUAGUUUUUGGUGUAUAGAUCAUGCCUGCAGCUUCACUGCACAUUGCUUUGCAAUUUAGGAGUUAAAUCACUUUGUUUAUGCAGUCCUAGUUACACCUCCGUACAUGUGACUUACACAGCCUUCCAAAACACUUUCUGUAAAGAGUCAUCUAAUGUUUACACUUCCUUAUCUCCUGCUCAGUUAAUAGCUUGCCAAAGUCUGCAGGAGCAUCCUCUAUGUAAUUAAAAUCAAUUUACAGAGCAGGAGAAAAAACGUUUAUCGUAAAUAACGUCUGAUUGAAAAUGAAAGCAUUUUGUUUUCUUGCAGGCUGUGUUAGUCACAGCCAGGGGAGGUGUGGCUAUGACUGCAUCAACAGAAACAAAAGUGAUAUAACUCUCAAAUGGCAGUGAAACUUUAGAAACAUGUUCUAUCUAUGCACCAAAACUGCUUUAUUAAGCUAAAACAAUAGUACCUAUUUAAUGAAAAUUAGAAGGAUAAAAGGGUGAGUUUAGCCUACCUGGCCCAUUGUUGGUAUUGAAUGAAGAAAAGAGGAAAUAUUAAUUAAGCUGAAAUUCAGAAGUGUUAUAUAUUUUAAAAAAAGUGUCACUUGCAAAUUAAAAUCAGUAAGUACCUGCUCAGUUGUCUUCACAUUUUCCUCCUCUAAAUUUGAAGUUAUCUACGGCUUAGGCAACCACUGAUAAUUGUUCCUGAUAAUUGUUACUUCACUCCUUCACGUUGGAUAAGUAAACGUGAUUUUCAGGAACAACUUCAUCUGUGUCAGAGCCCGAUGUAGAAUGUAAUUAAUAAAUAUAGACACAUGGCUUAAUAUUUAAUUAAUCCAAGCAACAAAUGUUUAUGAGGACAAAUGUUUUUUUGCUGUUUCUUUUUUUCUUGGGAUGGGGGGAUUUGUGAUAGAAUAGAAAGCAUUGCCAACUAAACUUGUGCACAAAUGAGUUGCAGCUUCUGAGAAUGACUCCUUUUAAUAUGUGCCCAAAUGAAUGGAUCCAUCUAGGAUUUACAUGUGGACUCUCAUGUGCAUUGCAAAUGUCUUCUACUUCAGUGGAUAUCAUCAGUUGUGUUAAAUACCAUAGCUCUCCUACUGUUGGACCUGUCUCAUUAUGAUAUCUUUGCAUUCGCUCAAAUUUUUAAGAGAAUCUCCAAGUUCUCAUCCUCGUCCCCUCCCUCUGAUUCCAAUUGCUGUGUGCAUCAAUGCAUUGGAUUUGCAGAUUUAUGUAAUUGCUGCACAUGUGCCAUGUCUACAGUGCUUCUCUGUGAGAAGCAUCUGAUUGGAUAAAAGCCAUCAUGAUUGAUGACUUCCUGCUGGAAGAACCUGACUGCAACAAGGAGUCUGUCCAGGUACUCAAUUACAGGUAUGUAUUUUGGCUUUUUCAAUUUCAGUUAACCUUUGCUUCAAGCCUCCAUCAUUCAUAGGUAGCUGCAUGGAGUAUAUCAUCCACCUAUUGUCUCUAAAAAUGUUAUAAAGGGGGGUGUGAACACUACACUCUAUGCAGCCACUUAGUAUUGAAUGGAGUUGGAGUGCAGAGCUAUUUCUUUAUUAUACGAAUGGUUUAAUUUCCACUUGUUAAUAUUAAAAGUCACCACUUACCGGGUGGCGUUUUCUGGACGGGACUGAAACAAGUUGCAUGUUCUGCUACUCACCAAGGAGUUGAUGCAAAUUAUGCUGGACGCAAUGGCAUCCAAGCUGCAAGGUAACCUCCAACAAUGGUUUAGUGACCUCCGCAAUGAUAGCCAAGAAUUGGGCACCCGUACCACCACCCUAGUAAAGAAAAUGGCAGACCUCGCAUAAGCUCACAAUGAGCUGACCACUGCAGUGAAGAGCUAUGAAUCAAACCUAGCUGACCUGGAAGACAGGUCCAGACAAAGUAACCUCUGUGUCAGGGGGGUAUCGGAGGAGAUAGGCAUGCAAGACAUCCAGACUCAUGUUACUGAGCUGUUUCGCAUACUGGCUCCUGACAUGCCCCAGGACAUGCUGCUUAUGGACCGGAUGGUCCUAAAAUCCAGCAGAACAAUGACGGACUUACCCAUCAAUUUCUGAAAUGUAAAAAUCUUUGCUAACAUCUCGGCACCCACUAAGAGAAAGACAUCUUUACCCAUCACAAGCAUGCUAUGUAGCCAGCGCAUUAUGUACAGAUGGGGCUAUCCUACAAAACUAAUAAUUCAAUGCAACGGCAAAAUCACUACAAUCAACAGUCUAGAAAACGGCCUAUGCACGCUCUGCAGCUGGGACCUACAGAUUCCUGAACCCAUGGAAGCGAGGCAUCGAUCUCCACGACUUUAACAGGACUGGAAGAAAACAAGAAAACAGACCUCCAGAUGGCCAAUGAUUAAGGACUUUGUGCUCCUCAUUGACGCAAGUAUCACCUACACAUAUAUGCACUACAUUACCUGUUUAGAUGUUUUAGCCUACAGCACUUAACUCUCCUUAUGGACACUAUCACACUUGAUUAGUAGACACAUUAGAUGGCUGGACUAGCCAUACAACCAUAGAGAUGGGAAACCACUAAAUACGUCAAGCACAAAGAUCUAG